Molecule: messenger RNA, 49415 nt
Organism: Podarcis lilfordi (Lilford's wall lizard)
Lineage: Eukaryota; Metazoa; Chordata; Lepidosauria; Squamata; Lacertidae
Source: the annotation of a GenBank genome assembly
AUGUCUACUCCUGAUCCUCCAAUGGGAGGAACGCCUCGUCCAGGGCCUUCUCCUGGGCCUGGGCCUUCUCCUGGUGCUAUGCUGGGCCCCAGCCCUGGACCGUCUCCAGGUUCUGCACAUAGCAUGAUGGGCCCCAGCCCCGGGCCACCAUCAGCAGGACACCCUAUACCACCACAAGGGCCCGGAGGUUAUUCUCAGGACAACAUGCAUCAGAUGCAUAAGGUAAUAAACCACAACAUUGCUUUGCUUUUGUGUAUAUAUAAUAUACUGCUGUGCUCUCCUGGUGUGGAAAAUCAAGUGAUCUUUGUCGCAAUCUUCCUUCUUUCAACGUCCCCUCCCCAGUAAAAUGUAGCACAUCUCUUCUCAGUCUUAUGUUUCAGCCUAAGAAAUAGAGGCCUUCCCCUCGCAGGUCCAUUCUUUAGAAAUUUAAUAUUUUAGUUCUCUGGUUUUAACCACAUCCUGGGGCUUCAGGUGACUGUUUCUACGUGGUACUGAGACUUGCCGUUUUCCAGAUUGUGUUAACCCCCAAUGUUUCAGGCAAUUUUUCCGUUCUGAAAAGUGUUUCAUUGCUAUCUUGCUGUGUGAAAUGUCCAUACAUCUUUUAAAAUUAGGCCAUCUUGUACAUUUUUGAAAGAAGGUAGAAACUUAGCAGUGUUGGUGGGCAUACUUAUUACCUAAGUCACACACACUGCAAGAGCACCUUAACCGACAGGUGUUUAGAAACGGAACUUUAAUGUUCAGUGAAAUGUGUGUAGUAGCAGUUCUCAAUAAGCUCGUUUGCACAUCCCAUUGGUUUCAUAUCAUGCACACUUAGAAACUGUUCCAGUGAAAUAGCUAUUUAAAUGGAUUUUCGAUAUUUGUUUUUAUAUUGUUGUUGCAGCCAAUGGAUUCCAUGCAUGAGAAGGGAAUAUCUGAGGAUCCUCGUUACAGCCAAAUGAAGGGCAUGGGAAUGAGGGCUGGUGGGCACACAGGAAUGGGACCUCCUCCUAGUCCAAUGGAUCAGCAUUCUCAAGGUAUUGCUUUCUUAAGAUUAAUAUGCAUCAGAUUGCAGAUUAACUCUGUAUUCUUGAUAUAAAUUACAGAAUCUGAGAUUGUUUUUAAGCAAGAAAAAGAUUUUCAAUUUUGGUGGUACUGGAUAAGUUGCUGCUUUUACAACUGGGCAGAUGUAGCAGGCAGUAACAGCACUGCUUUCUGUUACUGAUCUGACUGAGAACCACCUCCGCAGACUUUCAGCAUACAUUUGAAGCAUUUGUGCUCUUUAUUCCUAGCAAAUUUUGGCAUUAUUAUGGUGUGCGUUUUUAAAUAAAAACAGCUGUAUAUUAUAUUGUUGUAUCCCACCUUGGAACCUUACGGUGAAGUGUGGGUAAGAAAUAUUUUGAAUAAAUAUCUCGUUUUAAAUGGCUAAUUAAAAAUUAAAAUUAGAUAAACGUAUCUGUAAAAUGCAAAAGCAUGUUUAAAAUAUAAUUGUAUUUAAAGCUUGAUUACAGCAGAUUGAUCUCUCUCCCUCUGUCUGCGCACUCUUCUCUCUAGGUUACCCUUCUCCUCUUGGUGGUUCUGAACAUGCAUCGAGUCCAGUUCCAGCUAAUGGUCCUUCUUCUGGCCCCCAGAUACCCUCUGGUCCUGGAGGAGUCCCAUUAGAUGGUACUGACCCCCAAGCGCUAGGGCAGCAGAAUCGUGGCCCAACUCCUUUUAACCAGAAUCAGCUGCAUCAACUGAGGGCUCAGAUAAUGGCCUACAAGAUGCUUGCCAGAGGCCAGCCUUUACCUGACCAUCUUCACAUGGCCGUGCAGGGAAAAAGGCCAAUGCCUGGAAUGCAGCAGCAAAUGCCAACUCUACCUCCACCUUCUGUAUCUGGAACAGGACCAGUGCAAGGACCAGGGCCUGCACCUGGACCAACACCUCCGAACUACAACAGACCUCAUGGUACGUAUAGGCUUAAGUGCAUUAUUCUGGGGAGAUUGGCCACAGAGUAACCCACUUCUGCUAGAGCUCCUCCUUCUCCCUCUCCCAUUUAAGGAGUGAUGCAAACGGUGGAGGAAGAAAAAUCUUACUCUGUGUGUAUGUGUCUGUCCAAUGUAUGCACAGGUAUGGGAGGGCCUAACAUGCCCCCUCCUGGACCCUCAGGAGUUCCCCCAGGAAUGCCCGGGCAGCCCCCUGGUGGACCCCCAAAGCCCUGGCCUGAAGGUAAGACCUUUGUGAGGGCAGGAUUAAUUGAAGUUUAGCUUUUUUUUAAAGUUGUAUAUUGAAAUACAUUUUGCAUGAACAGCAAAAUCCUAUAAAAACUUGAAGGAUGCAACUGUACUUUUUGUUGAGUUUUGUUACAUUAAACUAGCAUGGCUACCCCUAUAUAAUCCAUGCCAUAUCACAUUGUUUCAGUGAUACCAAUUUGGCCAUUUUUUCUGAGUUGAAAGUGAUAAUUCUUAAGAUACGUGUUCAAAAAUCAGUUUGAAAACUGCCACUGAAUUACAGUUCUAAUUUUUGUGCAUGAAUUAUUAUUAAAUUUAUUUUUAUGACAUCUCUGAUACCUCAACCCAGCUCCUCUUCUCCCCCUCCUCCUGAUUGUUGUGGUGCCAAUGGUGACCCACUUUAGGACAAGCUGUUAUUUUCCACCUUUGGGUCCCAGUCCAGUAGUUGAAGACAAAUGCUUUAAAUAACUGCAAAGUGGGUUUCAAAUCAUGGGAUUUAAAAACUUUAACUAGGAUAUCUUUUGACUUGAUUGAUUCUGCUAUCCAUGCAUAAACUGAACACCUCCAAGCUAGUCUGCAGCACCAUGAGGCUGAAAAAGAUUACAGAACUCCUCAGCCAUCUUGAUGUUUCAAAUCCAGAAAUUCUAUAACUUCCACCAUUGGAAGGUAUAAGUACCAUUAGAAACUCCAGGUCACACUGGAAAGUCAACUUCUGGGGAUUACUGUAUUAAAUUUGAGGUAAUUUGGCACUGAUUUGUUAAAAAACAAUAAAUAUUCAUUGGCAAAAAAGGGGAACUUCUGCCUGACAAAUGGAGUCAUCUUCAAGUAGGAUAAGAUCAAGUCCUGAAAACCGCAACAUAUUCAGACCACUUUCUUUUUGUUCUGAAUUUGUGUUUACUUUCCUCACUUAAAAAGGCCUCUGGGACUUGCCUCAGCAGGAUCCAAACUCCCUUUUGUAACAUACAGUUUUGAGGAGGAAAAUGGGCACUAGCUGUCUGAGGCCAUCGGAACAAGGUGGCGGUUUGGGGGUAUGUUUUGAUGCUAGUAGGAGAAGCUACUGUGCAAACUGCUGAAGGUGUUAUUAGUGUAUCAGAGAUUUCAUGUAGCUGGUUUUGCCAGCUUCUAGUUAGAUUCCUUUUCCCUUUAUGUUCUGUAUUUUUGGAUCCACUCCUCCCAGCCAUAGAGCUCCUGCAAUAUUUAGGUUUUUCUCCCAAACCAGAUAAGCAGAUAUUUUACUCUUUGGAAUGGUUCUUAUUGAUGGCUCAUUUUCUCUAGACAAGUACACCAAAUAGAGUUAGAAAGUUGUAAACAUUCCAUGACAUCACAGCAGCUUAAUGGCUUGAAUAAAAUGGUGGUUGAAUAGUAAUAGUUGUCAAACAGUUUUCAGCUUAUUAUUAUAGGCCAAAUAGUGGAAUAGGUGUUCGCAUUUAGUGCUCCUUUAAUUCAUUAUAGAGAUCACUAUAAGAGGGUGUGGUAUUUUUUCAGGUCAUUUCCUGGGUUGAGAGCCAGUCUCAUGAGUAGAUGGAAUGGCAGGUGUAUACAGCGGAGGCCAUAGCAAGCCACAGUGGGAAGUGGUUGACUUUCUCUUAGCUUACUGUAUAAGAUGUCUGUGAGGAUGAGCAUGGGAGCAGAACACCACUAUCUCCUGUCUUGAGCUGCUUGCAGGAAGGUUGGGUUAAAUUAUAACAAAACUAAACUAUUAUUCAGCUGUUUAAAUGUAGAAAUUGGUCCUUGAACACUGCAGUCUUUAUGCUCAUAUGUGCUUAUAUCAGGCUCUUACACGAGGGAGUCUUUAACAGCCUUCUUCCUACCAACGUUCUUCUAUAGGACCAAUGGCAAAUGCUGCAGCCCCUACUAGCACACCUCAGAAACUGAUUCCUCCUCAGCCAACAGGCCGUCCUUCACCAGCACCUCCGGCGGUACCUCCAGCAGCAUCCCCUGUAAUGCCUCCCCAAACUCAGUCACCGGGACAACCAGCCCAACCUGCCCCAAUGGUGCAACUCCACCAGAAGCAAAACCGUAUCACUCCAAUCCAGAAACCAAGAGGACUUGACCCAGUUGAAAUCCUUCAAGAGAGGGAGUACAGGUAAAAAUGUAGCUACUACAAGCUUAACUGUUUCACUGGUGCUUCUGGGCAACAGGUUGACUUUAAUGAAGGCUGCAUUCAGUGAAGUGACCUUUGGGGGCCUGUUAGCACUAUUCUAGUCUUGGUCUUCAUUGUGCUCUCAUGCUGGAACAGCAGGAGAAUGUUAUUAGCAAACCUGUGUUUGACCAAAGCCAAGUGUUACAGCUUUGUCCCUUUGCAGAGGGGUGGAUUUAGGUUUAUCUUGAACCUUUGUUGCCUUUCUCUUAGCUUCCUGACCCCUUGGUGGAUAACUGCUGUAGCUGAUAUCUCUUGUUUAGACAUGAUAAAAGACCUAAACAGAUGCAUUGUUUGUCUUAAUCUACUGUGUCAGACUGCAGGCUCGCAUUGCUCACAGGAUACAAGAACUUGAAAACCUUCCUGGGUCACUGGCUGGUGACUUGCGAACCAAAGCUACCAUUGAACUUAAAGCACUACGGUUGCUUAACUUCCAGAGACAGGUAGGCUGAGUUCCAUAGCUGGAACUCCUGUUGCUCAAGACUAUUUUGGAAAUCGGAAUCACAUAUUUUACUCCAGGGUUUUGUCACUUAAUGAAACGUACAAGAGGCAGCAUUUCAGAUUGAGUAGUUUCAUUUCAAUAAAAUCAGAAGCUUAAAAUGUGACAACCAUCUCCUGGUCUUCCAGGGUCAGUUACUUGCUUUUCUGGUAAUUUUUUUGUUUAGAUAUGGGCUUGGUUUCAUAAUAGAGGACCAAAUCAAUUGUCAGGUGUGCCAGUGCUGUUUUGUAUUCAUAGAAACGUAUCUUGAAAGCAAGAGGUGCUAACUUGUGCCAAUACUAUCUUGGUGUAGUCUUUUAACACCUGGCCUACCUGUUUUGCUUGAAGUGCCAGAAUUUGUUUGUGCCUUAGGCAAAUAUGUCUCUGUUUUUAUGAACUGGAAUAAUUUUCUAUUUAUGUCUGCCUCAUAUUUAUAUAUCAUAAGAUAGUUAAAAGAGGUGGCAAUUCCGUAGCUUUCCUUUUGAAGAGAAAAUGACCAGAUAGCCAUACCAAUGUAGAUAAGUCCUUCAAAAUGCACUUACUGUUCUUUUCCUCUUAUUUUCCUUUGUUCCAUUUCUUUGCUGCUUCUUUGUCUCCCAUUUUAUCCAUGCUCCUCUUCUUUCCCUUUCUGUUCUCCUUUCAGCAUUUCCUUCUCUUUCUACACAGUUAUCCACCUUAUUAUGUCUUCCUUCUCCACUCUGCUUCCCCCACAAAUUAUUGUUUGGUCUUCUGCAUAUCUUUAUUGAAUCCAUGUGCAUCUCCCCCAUGCCAUUCUUCUUUUCUCCAGUGCUCCCACUCAAUAAUUUUCCGCCCAGCCCACCCAUUUUUUAAAUUUACCUUUAGCUUUAUUAUUAUUAACCUUUUUUCUCCAAAAGCCUUUCCUAGACUAGGCCUCACUUUGAAUCAAGGUGUUUCAGAGACCUUGGAUUUUCCUCUUCACCUAUCCUUCCUCUGUUGUGUUUGGCAACUCCUCUUCCUGAAGGGCAUUUUGGGGGUGGUUGUGCUCAUCUAAGUACUGUUAAAAAAAAGAAAGAAGAAGGAGCAGGUGGAGUUACUUGAAUAACAAAAUAGAAAUAAUAAGCAAUAUCAUCAUCAUUUUAUUUGUAUGCCGCCUUUCCAUAGUUGAAACUAUGCUCAAGGCGGCUUACAACAUGACAAGAUUUACAUAAUUACAAACAGAAGUCGUAAACAAUAAAUAAAACGCAUCAAAAGUACACAACCUAAUGGACACAAUUUCCACAUGAAUAAUAAGUUCUAAAACUAAAGAUACAACUUCCAACUGGAAGAUUGUAAUUGAAAAUGAAUAAAUUAUUUAAUAAAACUAAAGAUAAAACAAUAAUAUCAGUAACAGUAACAGCUCUCUCAACCCCCCAGAAUCAAUACUCCAGCCCAAGAAUCUGUUCAACAGCCUCAACUUGUGUAGCUGGAGUCAGUCAGCACUCCACUCUCCCAGGCCAGAUGGGAAAGGGCCAGUAAGGCAGGGUGCAGGUCUUCUAGGGCUCACAGCCAAGAUGGUCUCAUUUAAAAGAACACAGAUAAAAAUUAAAAACAAUUUAAAAGAGGAGCCCUUGGUGCUAAGCAGCAACUGCAGUCCUUGUGAAACCUGUCAAGCCCCGCCCCAAGCCAGGUGGAGAGAAGCAAGGGCAGGGCCCUUUAGGCCCUCAGCAGGCAGUCCUAUCAAUCAUUUGAGGUGGCUAUCCAUGUAUAUAUGCUUUGUUGUCCUGCCUUGCUUGGAAUUCUAGUGGUUGGGGCUCUGAGGUUCAAAGGAACCUCAGAUGUGGAUACGUCUCACGCCUUUCAGCAGGGUCAUGUGCGCAUCUUCCCUGUUUAAAUAGACUGAUAAAUGAAGGAUCCCCUAAAACAGUGAUGGCCAAACUUGGAACUACAACUCCCAUCAUCACUAGCUAACAGGACCAGUGGUCAGGGAUGAUGGGAAUUGUAGUCCCAAAACAGCCGGAGGGCCAAGUUUGGCCGUCGCUGCCCUAAAACAUAUUGGAGAAUAGGCCCCUUCCUAUUCAUUUUCCUUACCUUGCCCAUCCCUUUAAGGUAUGUGUACGUAUAUAUGAGAUCUAAACCAUUCUGGGGCUUUGAGACCAUUUCUAUAAAUACCAUGUUGUAUAGUUUCUCCUUAAGUUUAGCACUUCCAUUCACUCAGUUUAACACUAACACAAUUAACGCUUUGCUUUUUCUUUUGAAAAACCACUAAAAAAGACAAUUGCAAAAAUAUCUUCUUGUAAUGUGCAGUUUUGGAUAUGACUUGGCAGGUACAUGCCUUCCUUUCUCAACUUUCAGAUCGGAAUUGACUCUUUCUUUUAAAAUUGUUGUUUCAAAGCUGCGUCAAGAAGUUGUGGUAUGCAUGAGAAGAGAUACUGCUCUGGAAACAGCACUGAACGCCAAGGCAUACAAACGUAGCAAACGGCAGUCCCUGCGGGAAGCUCGCAUCACUGAGAAGCUGGAGAAACAGCAGAAGAUCGAACAAGAACGAAAACGCCGGCAAAAACAUCAGGCAUGCAAUUCUUCUGUUUUUACGUGAGAUGGUGGUGUGGAGAGGAGGGUGGCAAAAAGAGCAGUGCCGGUGAACAUUUAUUAUACUACUAAUGUUUCCAUUUUAUUUUUCUACAUGAAGUUACUGCAUUGUUGUAGGUAACUAAUAUGCAGCAAACAAAGCAACCCCAUCAAUUUCUUGAAUGAGGAGAAGGGAAAAUUAGGUGGUGGGGUUGAAAUCACUCCUAAAUGUUAAGAAGGCUAAAGGGUUAAGAGAAGAGGGUUAAAAGAAGAGAUAAAGGGAAGUAAAAUGUAUGGCAACAAUGGAGGUGACGAACUAGGUGCAUCAGUGGUCAAAGAGCUAUUGAAAAUAUGGAGUUAACCAUCUUUGGUAUCCAUCGCUGUAGGUCUGAUUUCUUUAGCAUAAAAAGUUAGCCUAUCGCUGGCCUGUUUAUCCAGAGAGGGAGGUAGAUGAGAUUUCUAAUGUUCUCUACAAUAAACUUCUUAGCUACUAAAACGGUUCCUGUAUUUUCAGAUUAUCAUGUAUUGGAACUGCCUAAACAUAACACUAUGAUUAAAAUCUUAAAUAAGAGUACACUGCACUGUUUUGCUUAGGACUGUUGAGUAGCAUUCCCACUACAAUCCUGUGAGGUAGGUUACAGCAGGCAUAGGCAAACUCCAGCCCUCCAGGUGUUUGGGACUACAAUUUCCAUCAUCCCUCGCUAACAGGACCAGUGGUCAGGGAUGAUGAGAAUUGUCAUCCCGAAACAUCUGGAGGGCCAAGUCAGGGAUGAUGACAGUGGAGUAGAGAUUUGAACCCAGGUCUUCAUAGUCCAAUCCCAAACCUCUUUCCACUGCAUCUCACUAACUAUAGGAUAGGGUCAUGUUCACUCCUUGUUCACCUUUGGCCACUCUCUGUAUCUGAGGAGGAGAUGUUUUUGAUUCACUGAGUAUCCUUUGGCUUACCAUUCUCACACGACUGAGCCUACCUCACAAACAAUUUUGGUGUUCCCAUCAGGAGUUUAUGGGCAGCUUGGUGUACAUUGGGCUUCCCUGGAGGUUGCCUCAACCUGAGCACUCUGUUUGUCUGCUUCUGGCUUUGUGGAGAUAAGACUAAAGGAAAUUACAAACAGAAAUUGAGAUUUUGGCUGGAGGAAGGAAACCUAAAUUAUUGGAAGCAGUAACAUCCUGCAUAACAUUUGCAACAGCUAAGAAUGUGACUGGGCUUAAUAUGCAAUUGAAUACACUUGUAAUGGGCAUUUUGUGAUUGCUGAUAUCACAGUUGUAGAUUGCCAACAGUCUUAAGAGGCUCUGUCACAGGUGUAUAAAUUCUUUAAUCCCUUUCGUAUUACAUUUCCUUUUAGGAGUACCUCAAUAGCAUUCUUCAGCAUGCCAAGGAUUUUAAAGAAUACCACCGAUCUGUCACAGGGAAGAUUCAAAAACUUACAAAGGCUGUGGCCACUUACCAUGCCAAUACUGAGCGUGAGCAAAAGAAGGAGAAUGAGAGAAUUGAGAAGGAGAGAAUGCGCAGGUUGAUGGUAAGGUUUGUUUCAAGAUUGGAAACUAGAAAUGUUUCAGGCAUAAAAUUUGCCCAGCUGAGCUUGCAGUAGAUUGCAGUUUGGUACACUUUGUUUUAAAUAACGGUUGUUCCUAAUUGAAAGCAUUUUUUUUUUUAAAGGCUGAAGAUGAAGAAGGGUACCGUAAGCUAAUUGAUCAAAAGAAAGAUAAGCGCUUAGCCUACCUGCUUCAGCAAACAGAUGAAUAUGUGGCCAACCUGACAGAGCUGGUGAGACAACACAAGGCUGCCCAAGUUGCAAAGGAGAAAAAGAAGAAGAAGAAAAAGAAGGUAAGCUGGAGUUCAUUAACUUGCUGUGAUCAAUAAUGCUGAUGAAAUGCAAACUUCGUAUAAGCAUUUGGGUUGGAAGAUGCUUUUCAUUUCAUUUCAGGCCUUUGGUUGUGUGCUUCUGAAAAGGGUCCAAUUCUCUAGUUAUUUUAUUUUUUGGCAUAAACAACAUAGCAUUGCUAUCAUAGCAAAUCAGAAUAGAUCACACAAUAUCCAUAAAUAAAACACACAAAGCAAUUGUUGUUAAAUAGACUACUAUUUCAACAUUUUAUGUUAAAACCAGUCUUUUUUCAUGAGCAAAUAAUAUGACUAAAGGAUCUAACUGUUCUGUCAUAACCUGUUAGAUUUCUCACGGCGUCUUUUGAAGCUGCCGAGAAGGUCCAGAAUAUGCAAAACAUACCAGCUCUUCAACAUGUUCCUUACUCAUCUAUAAAUGUGAUUAAGCCUUAGAUGUCAUAUACCAACAGAACAUAUAUUUAUAGAAACUCUUAAGAUUUGUACUUACAUUUUGUUGUGGAACAUGUUGCCAUAGCCAGUUCUGGGCACCUAAGGAAAUACCUUGCUCCAAAUCCCUUUCCCAUAGCAAGCAGCCGGUUUGUGGUCCCUUCUCAAAAACUUCCUGCUUUAAGGAACAUAGAUGUUUCUGUGUCUGAGUGCAAUUAAUUAAAUCGAAUUUAUUUCCUUUAAAGCUUCCAAUUUUCUAUAUGUUGCCUUGGAACAUGUUUCUGCUCUAUUUGUACUAGAUCUUUAAAAUUUUGUAAUGUGGGUCUUGGUAAUGCAAUAAGCAAGUUAUAUACCCAUUCUCAAUUGAGCAUGGGAGGUAUCCAAGUGGAUUACAAUCUCCCCUAUUGAUUGGAAGGCAAGACUCAUAUGAACAGCUUUUUCCUGGAGACGUCUCCUGGUCCUUCAGUUCAUUUUCUGCCUUUGCUUGGAGCAAAUCCUACUUGCUACUCCUGUGUGUUAUUCCUGAGCCUCAGGCCUGUUGUUUUUCCUCCAUUUAGUUAGUCCCUUGUUUGUUUUCUCCUGGUCCCAGUCUCCUUUUCUUCAGCAUUCUUUUUUUAUUAUUAUUAUUUUUGUCUGAAAGCAAAGGAGGAAGAAACACUUUCUUAUCAUUCUACAUUGGUUUGUUGCCUAUAUUCUCUUAUUACCUGUUUUUACUCCCUCUCCUCCCUUGCUCCUACAGGAAAAAAGGCAAUAGUUUCCAAAAUUAUGCUCAGCAUUACAUCAUGACACAUUAUGUCAGGGUGGUCAAGCAUUCGUGGACUGCCUCAAUAAUUGUCAGGAGGCAAGUUCUAUCCUCUACUGUCAAUGUGCAUGUUCUCCGGGAGCUGAUCGUGUUUCUUGGUUGACCCCAGUUGUUGAUGUUGCAGCCACAACCAGGAAUGAGAUCCUCAUAGCACUGUACCUACUUUACAAAGGAUCACUGUGGCUCUUGUCUUCAGUACAAAACCAUCCAGGAUUCUUCCUGUACUCGCUGCAGACACGCUCUCCAGCCAGCACCAUUAUCACCCACAAAUGUUAGCCCUGCAGUGUCAAAUGUGGGCCUCCAGAGGGCACAUGAUGACUUUGAUUAUACCAGGCAUCCCCAAACUCAGCCCUCCAGAUGUUUUGGGACUACAACUCCCAUCAUCCCUAGGUAACAGGACCAGUGGUCAGGGAUGAUGGGAAUUGUCGUCCCAAAACAUCUGGAGGGCCGAGUUUGGGGGUGCCUGGAUUAUACUGAGGAGAUUGAUUCAGAAGGAGAAGGCAUUUUAAAUGCACUAGCAGUGAUUGAAACUGCAGUUCUCCAGAGGGGAUCAAACUGAAUGGUUAAGUCAAUGUCUGCUGUUAACUUGACAGUUAUUAAGCCAGUCCUCUUGUUUUCACCAUGACCUACAGAUCAUUUUGAACCACCUGAAGGAUCAUGGGUUUCUCAUCAGUCAAGACAAAAGCCAUCUACAUUCCACUUGCAGGAUUCAGCAUAAGGGAGCAAUGAUAAAUACUGCUCAAGGCACAUCCCCACUCUUCCUACUGAGAAGUUCUGCUUCACCAUGGCAUCUAUGGCCUCUAGCAGGACAGCAGAAAUAAUGGUUCUUGCCCAAGCUUUGGAACACAUAUUGCCAUGGGAAAGUUUCUAUUCUAGGCCACAUCAGUGGACACUUCUCUCAUAUCAAGAUGCCACUCUGGAAAUUUAUUUUUUCCCAUGUGGCAGUCUCUGUGCUGGUGGACAAGAUCUAGCAACUUCUCCAGGGGAGUCCUGAUCAAGGACUUGCUGUACAUGAAUAAAUGCCAGUUUCUUAGGAUAGGGAACCCACUGCAGGGGCACAUGGGAUAUAUCAGAAGCAUCCCACAGCUUCAGCUGAAGGACCAGCAACUUCAGUUCCUCCUCUCCUUGUAAUCUUUUCAUUCUAGCUGGUCACUGCACUCUGUAACUAAGAGAAAUGCUGCUUGAGGUUCGUUGCUGUUUUUGCCUCCUUCGUCACGAUCUCCUUUCUUUUCGUGUCAUGUCUUAGAUUGUAAGGCUGAAGGCAAGAAAUGUUUUAUCCCUGACAUCUAGGAGCCUUUUUUUGGCUGAAGAGUGGGAUAAAAGUGUCUUAAGUAAAUAAAGUGUUUAAAAAUGCAAUUUCCUAUUCUGUUAACAAAGGAUUAAUGUUCUUCCUUUAUUUCCAGAAGGCUGAAACUGCAGAAGGACAGACACCGGCAAUUGGACCAGAUGGUGAAGUAAGAUCCAAUAACAACAACAAUAAUCAUAAUAAUAUUCUCCCUAUUCAUGACUUUUCUAGCCACAGUUUAGUGUGCUGAUCUGUAGCCAUUAGUCAUAACACUAUAAAGUGCUAUGGAGCAGUCAUCAGAUACUGUUCCACUUCAUUCUUUCCCUAUUUCCCAAUUCCUUAAAAUGGUUAAAUGGAUAUUCCAUGUUCAGAGACAGUUACCGAGAAGGACACAGCAGGCUAGGGGCUGAGUGCUUUGGCCUUCAUGCCCUGCUUAACAUGCUGCUAGAAAAGUCUAGAAAAGUCCAAUGGGGUGACCUGACAUAGGCAGUCUUUGUGUUGCCAGUGUGCUCUCACUACUUGUGCAUCUAGUCUGACCAUCAAGAGCAGCACAAAUCCUUGAAGAAUUUCGGGGAGUUUUGUACUUUAUAAUCCCAAGCAAAUGUUAAGGACGUUCCAUUAAAAAGGCAUUGUUCCCUUCCACUUAACCCAAGCCAGAGCCACCAUGUUCUUAGGCCUAAACAGAAGAAUCGUAUAGAAUACUUUACCAGAGCCCUGUCUAGCCAUCAAGGCAUGAAAAUGACAGUUUCAAAAAUGGAGAGCAACUGCCUAUGUUGCUUUUGUGCUGGCAAUAACCUCUUCUCAUCCUGUAAGUUCUGUUGCAUGCCUUUUCAAUGUUUGGUCCUUUCUUUAUGUUCUUUUAUAUGUUUUGAUUACUUCCCACUGAAAAGCUCACCUGAUUUUGUGGAGCAGAUUCCUUGGUGGUAGUAGCAGGUUCCACCUGAGGCUCAGGAUCCGUGUCCUGAACCUUGGUCUGUUUUGGAUUGUCUGGACAAAGCGGAAGGCAUGGAAACCCAGCACUUGAGCCACAGGCUUAGAUUAAGGUUUUUGACUAUGUGGAAAUGAAUUUUGGAGGAUAGCCAGCAUCAACAUUCACAGGAGAAAAUUGAAAGAAAUGUUAAAAACAAGUUUCUGAUUGCUUCUUGAAAAUCAAAGCUUACCUGGUAGGCUAGAGGCUGUACUAACUUGCCACAGUCAACCCAGCUGAUGGUUCUUUACAAACUUGUCAAACUGCCCAACAUUUUUGGUAGUUUUCCCUCAGACUAGCAUUUACAUACCAUUAAUACAAAGAAAAUACAGUAGCGAUAUCUUUAGAGCAUCAGGUCUUUUACGUGAUAAAGGACUUUGCCUGUAUAGUAAAGGAAUAACCCUUCAUGUAACAUCCUAUCUAAAUUAAACUGAUAAGCCAUUUAAUUUAUAUCCACGCAAGUAACAAAAGGCAACUAGUUCUAAUUCUAAAAACAACUAAAUCUAAAUAUAUAUAUUUUAAAUAUUUAGGAACAAGAAAAUUUAAAACUCAAGGAAACCAUGUAAUAACUUCUUCCACCUUCAACAGUCAGUUAGAAAUGAGUAUAUUCAAACAGCUGUUGUGAUGACCUCAUUUACCAACCAGCAUUGUUGUCUAAGCAUGACUUCAUAGAGGAAAGAGAGAAGAAUGGUGAUUGGCUGACUAGAUGUUCCUGCUUAUAGGGCUUUCCACAAGCUUUAUAUGAUCAUAUUUCAAUAUCUGCUUCUUAGGAGGGUCAGCAGAAUCAUUAGCCUGAAGAAGUUAGGGCCUGCUGCCCAGUUAAAAAAGCCCUCAACUAGCAUGUUUUUGUGCCUUUCAACAAAGAUUGUUCUUCAGAAAUCUGCCAGUGAAGCUUAAUAUGAACAUUGCUGUUUCACUGCAGUUAAAGGCAAUUUGAGCACCAGCUCUCUGAGAGGUUCAAAGAAGAAACUACAGAACUGCUUUUGAACAAUUGAGCAGAAAAUAAAUGAGCUGUUUAAGCAGAAGGAUGAACUAAUGAAGAAGCUUGAAAACUUGUUGUUGAAAAUUAAACAGGAAACACAAAGUGCUGCCUCACGCAAAAUGACCUCAAGAGUAUUGUCAAUGUGUUGAAAGUGAUGGAGAAACAGUUAAAACAGGAGACUCACCACCAUAUUGAAAUAAAGCUAAGUUUGAAAAAUGAGCUCUGCAAGGAACAUGAAGGUUUUGGAAAAGAUCAUGAAAGGGCUGCAGAUGAAAGAAAUGGUACCUAGGCUUCAACGAGAAACUGUGGAAAAUGAAGAGCUGAAGAAUCAACUUAAAAGAAGCCAAAGAAUAAAUUGCAUGUAUAAAUAAGUAACAAUGAUAUAAAACUGCUUAAGGCUCAGUCUGAGAAACAUCCAGCUGAUGAGAGGACCAUCAAAGCCCAGGCUGUAAAUAAGCUGGCUGUAGUCAUUUCAGUCCAAGUCUCCUGGUCCUUAUUUGCCAGCUGCUUCCCUAUCGCAGCUUCACUGCAAACAGACCAUAGAUUUUCAGCCAUUUAGAUGGUAUCAUAAUCAUCAUAAUUUUAUUUGUGUGCCAACGUGAGGAGAUUUACAUAAUUACACACAUAACAAAAGUAGUCAUAAACAAUCAAUAAAACACAUUAAAACAUACACAACCAAAUUUAUUUUAAAUAAAAUUUAUUAUAAAAGCAAACAUACACAACCAAAUGGAGCAAUUUCCACAUAAAUCAUAAUGCAAUCUAAAAAUAGAGAUACAAAAAAUUAAUAUCUAUAACAGCAAAACAGCCCCUAAACAGUACCCCAACCCAAGAGUUUGUUCAGCAGCCUCAGCUUUUGUAGCUGGAGUUGGUCAGUGCCCUGCUCUCCCAGGCCAAGUGGGAAAAGCUAGCAGGGCAAAGAGACAGCAUUGCAUGUACUCACUAAUUUCUUCUGACCCUUUGUCUAUUCUAAUCAAACAUAUGUGAAGCACUCCAAUAGCUGCAGGAAUGUGCAAGUUUCCCUGUCCUUGUCCAACAAAGUGUCCACCAUGUCACAAAAGCUCUCAGUAAGCCAUUUUUCCCCAUAGAAUUAUAGUGUUGGAAGGUACCUUGAGGGUCCACCCCCUGCAAUGCAGGAAUCUUAACCAGAUCCUACAUGACAGGUGACCAACCAACUUUUCUUAAAAAGGAUGCAUAAACAGUACCAUCAUUGGGGACCCUCGUUUUUUGUACUGUGGGAAUAUAAAACAAUAAGUUUAACACACAUUUGUGUUUUUUCAGCCUUUGGAUGAAACCAGCCAAAUGAGUGACCUACCUGUGAAAGUGAUCCAUGUAGAAAGUGGGAAAAUUCUUACUGGCACGGAUGCACCGAAAGCAGGACAACUGGAUACUUGGUUAGAAAUGAAUCCUGGGUAAGUUGCCAACAGAUUUAAUCCUUUGUAUAUUGCCAUGAAAUUAGCACCUUGUAACUGCAUCCUGUUUGUUUGUUUGUUUGUUUGUUUGUUGGUUGGUUCAAAAGUCAUUUUCAUGGGGUCGUCCACUACUUCUGAACUUUGAUUGUUAAGAAAAGCUAGUUUGUAAUAUGCCUCUAAGUUUUGUCUUCAAAAGGGGAGUAUUGGUAUGGCAACAGCUAUUAGCCUCAGUUGCUUAAAUCAGAGGUUUUCAACUUGUGUGCCUCAGCACCCUUGGCUGACAGCGAUUGGUCAGGGAUGCCGUGGGAGGGCCCUCCUUCUCCCUCCCUCCCUCUUGACAUCAUUCUUGCAUAUCUGCAAAUCAAUCAAUCUUUGUCUCUUUCCCCACCCCAGUCCAGCCUGAAUCAUGCUGCUCCUCCUGCUGUUCCCACUUACAUGCACACCAAAAACCGCACCCGAAAAGGGUGGGGUGGGGCAGGGCGGAAUGUGGGUGGUGGGUGGGGGGCGGAACAGGGAAAUCCCUACAUAAACACGUCCUGUAAUGGAACCCCAGUGUACAUGGCUACCACGGGGGAGCUGCAGAAAGAAUGUGGUUGGUCAAGGGCACUGUGGACUCAAAAAGGUUCCCUAGAUAAAUCAAGCUUCCCUAUAAAGAGACAGUAAAUCUGGCUACCAGUUUCUAACAAGGCAUCUCAGAUGCCUCCAGCUGUUCACAGUUGGGGGGGAAGGAUGCUGGCCUUAGGUAGCUCCUUGAUCUGAUCCCACAGGGCUCUUCGUAUGUACUUGGGGCUCACAUUCAUGAAACCUUCCUUUGGUUGGAUGGCAUGUUACAGAGCAAGUGUUCUCUUUGUUUGAUUUUCCCACUCAGCAAUAUUGCCCUACUUUGGAAAUCCCAAGUCAUAGCUUCCCUCACUGUGUGGGAAAACAGAAAAUUUGAUUUGUGGUGAACUUAGAUUUUGCUUGUUUACCAGAGAAACAUUUUUCCCUUCCAGCCUUGGGCAUAUUAGGGAUUACUUUUUGCUGUGUGUACAAGGGACUGGAGUGGGGAUAACUUUUUAGAAAUGUCUCAUUUUCUCUGUUCAAGAUUCCCCCACCCCUAGUGCUACUGACAGAAUACAGACCCCUAUUUUCUAGACUUGAGAUUCUUUCUUCCUGCAAACUCCCCCAGUGACUUCAGAAAAGAGGAGCAACCCUAGCCAGAUUGCUCUCCAUGACUGAUUAAGUAGAAAAUUAAGAGUAUCACAUUUUCCUAUCUAAUUUUUUCCCCGUGUUAUCCAUAUUAGCCAUUUUAAUAUCUGUUUAAAUAGAUAUGAAGUAGCACCAAGAUCUGACAGUGAAGAAAGCGGAUCAGAAGAGGAAGAAGAGGUAUGAAGGAAUGGCUCAGCUUUCACAUAAUUUUCUUGAUCGUGUUCUGUGCAGAUGUAGCAGAUAAGCCAGAAGACUGCUGUGGAGGCAUGGUCAAUGCCCACAAAUUUUAUCUACAUAAAUUCCAUGUUAAAUAUUAUGAUAUACACAGGCUGUGGUUCUUGAGAUUUUGCCUGUGGUUGGUCAGUGUGUACAAGUAUUUCAGCAGACUGUCCUAAUUAAGACAGCAUUGAAAGCAUUUUGAUUUUACUUCGGUAUACAUAUCAAAACUGAUGCAGUUUCUGUUUCUGACAGGAGGAGGAAGAGGAACAACCACAACCUUCUCAGUCUGCUUUACCUGUGGAAGAGAAGAAGAAAAUUCCAGAUCCAGAUAGCGAUGAUGUAUCUGAAGUGGAUGCAAGGCACAUUAUUGAGUAAGGCUCACAUCAUCCCUCCGUGUUUAUGUUACCAACUAUCUUUCAGGUUUACCUCUAAAUAUAAGUGAAAGUGUCAGAUGAAGGUGUUGGUCUCUUCCUUCACUGGAGGUUUUUAAACAGAGGUAGGGAUGUUAUCUUGUCAGGGAUGAUUGAGCCAGAUAACCGUUGGGGUCCCUUCCAACUCUGCAAUUCUGUGAUUCUAAUGUAUAAGUUCACCCCACAAGGAGAAGAGGGCAGAGUCUGUGCUUGUAAGUCUACCAAAGUGUCUGAAAUCAACACACACAAAGACUUUAACACCAGGAGCAGAAAGAUACAAGGCUGUAGUUAAACAGGCUUGAGCAGAGGUUGCUCUUCUGAUAUCUCUUGUUCUUGCCCGACCUUUCCUACAGCCCACUUUCAAAGGGGCAAGAGGAAGAGUUCUCCUUCUACAGUCAAGGAGUAGAAGAGACUCUCUCGCUCCCUAUCUCUCUCUCUCUCUCCCCUACCCAAGAGGAUAGGAGUUGGGGAAAGGACCUAUUACUCUCCACCCCCAUAUACACGUAGGUAUCAGGGACACCAUAGAUCCAGGGUUAGUAGCUGGGUCUGGUUGUGUAAAUUAUUUUCAGCCUGCCUUUCUGGCUGACAGGAGGCCUCCAAGGUAACCAACAGAAAAUGAAAAUUAGUGCACAGUAACAUAUAAUACAAUUAUUUUUAAAUAGAGUCAUGACUUGUGAAAAAUUAAGGGAUUAAUUAAUUAAAUUUAAUUUAUUCGCCAUACAUUUUUCAUCUCAAGCUGAUUUACAGUAAAAGCAGGCAAUACAUUUCAGUAACAAUAAACUAUGGAUAAAAAUAACUUAUAUAACUAAUUGGCUAAAAAAUAUAGCACAGCAGCAGCAUCAUAUCCCCCAGUCAUUCACCUAAGAGAGAAGCAGGUUAUAGAUCACUUGAAUGAUCCUAGAAGAGGGGAUCCACGGUGCUGUGUAGAGUUAGAUCUGCCCCUCACUGUUCCUUGUAUAGUGGAACAUUGACAUUCGAAUGUAAUCUGUUCUGGAAAUCAGUUAGACUUCUGAAACAUUUGAAAACCGAGGAUCAAAGGGCUGUGAGUAAGUUCAGUGGGGAAAAUUGAGAAAUGCGCCUCAGAUGCUGUUCGACUUCCAAGGCAUGUUUGAAAAUGGAAGCAUUCACUUCCUGGUUUUUGGCGUUCGGCAGCUGAAAUGUUCAGCAGCCGAGACGUCCAAAAACCGAGGUUUGUCAUGCCAGUUUCCAGCCUGAAACACUUAUCUCCCACAUUUAGGUUGAUCCUAUACAAAAAAAUACACAGCAAACCAACCAACCAAUAACCCUGCUCAAACAAACAAUUGUCUUUGUCACCCUGCACUAUAAAAGGUUAAGUUUUCUUUUAAAUGUUCUAAGUUAGUAAGAACAGAAAAGACCCUGAUGUUGGGAAAGAUUGAGGGCACAAGGAGAAGGGGACAACAGAGGACGAGAUGGUUAGACAGUAUUCUCGAAGCUACCAGCAUGAGUUUGACCAAACUGCGGGAGGCAGUGGAAGACAGGAGUGCCUGGCGUGCUCUGGUCCAUGGGGUCACGAAGAGUCAGACACGACUAAACGACUAAACAACAACAAGUUAGUAAGGGUUUUGCCAGUUAGGUAUAUGAUCCACGUUUACACACACCCCCCUCUCAUUUUUUCUCUCACUCUUAACCCAUUUCCCCAACCUCUUUAAUUUUUUCCCUUAGGAAUGCAAAGCAAGAUGUUGAUGACGAGUAUGGAGUGUCUCAAGCCCUGGCAAGGGGGUUACAGUCUUACUACGCUGUGGCUCAUGCAGUCACUGAAAGGGUGGACAAACAGUCCACUCUCAUGGUGAAUGGUGUCCUCAAGCAGUAUCAGGUGAGAAACUGAAAGCAAGGCCCUUUUCUUCAGAGCGGUGUUAGCUUAGGCACUUGUGCUGCGUGUAGAUGUGCUUAAAAUUGCAAAAGAGGAAGCAAGUAUUGACAGUAUUUUCUCUCCAUUUGUCCAGAAACGUGUGAGCAUUUCUUUUUCUUUUCCCAUAGAUUAAAGGUUUAGAGUGGCUAGUAUCCUUGUACAAUAAUAAUCUAAAUGGAAUCCUGGCAGAUGAAAUGGGUCUGGGUAAGACAAUCCAGACCAUUGCUUUAAUUACAUACCUCAUGGAGCACAAACGUAUCAAUGGACCGUUCCUCAUUAUAGUACCUCUGUCGUAAGUAUUCCUAUUGGAUCCAUCUGCCACUUAAGGAUUGUCACAUUCAAACGCCUCUGUGUUCAUGCAAAAUAUCUUAUUGUAGUAUAUCACCAUUAUAGUUCUGAUGCAGCCAUCUGGGCUGGUCUGCUUCGUGCAGAAAUAGGAACAAAAUAUGGUCACCAAAUUCAGGAAACAUGAUAGAAACAGGGUGAGACUAGCAGUGUAUGUGUGGCGAUAGUAUAAAUAACUUUCUGAAUUGGGAGCGUUAAAGAUUAGACCUAUUAAGCAUAGCAAGAAAUCGCUGAGGGAGUGUGGCUGGUGUAAUGCUGGAAGUAUUAUUUAACUCAGACUUAGCAAAAAGCUGGUUUGCAUUAACCACUGCAUGGCCACUUUUUGAGGCAUGUUACUAGGCCAGAUUAAUCCCAUUCAGUUCUUUGAUUCCAUGUAACUGUAUAGUUGGUUGAUUUGAAUCAGGUGGUCAUAAGUCAAAAAGUGCUAUGAAAUGUGUAAAUACUGUAUUUGAAGUGCCACGGGGAACUAGUCUGCUUUGUAUUAUUCCUCCAAAGCUUUUAGUGUUCUAUUCUUAAGAGGAACUAGGUCCAUAAUUCAUAUCGUUAUUUGAUGCACUAUUUGCAAGAGAGACGGCAAAAGCAUUACAUGAGCUUUGCUAAUAAAACAAAUGGCUGCUUGAAAAACAAGUUUGCAUGUCAAACUCUGUUUCAGGAUCGGUGAAACUGACUCUUAUCUCCAGCUAACCAAAUCACCUGAUAAACUGGCAGUUGUGAAUGCACAUUUGUAAUUCACUUUUUUGAUGUGCUAUUUUGAAGGGGUUGUACGCAGUUCUUGUUUUUUAAACUGCCAAUCUUCGUAUUAUGUGUGGUUCGUGACUAUAUAAAAUGAAGUCUUUGCUGUUUUUCUGUUCUAGAACUCUCUCAAACUGGGCAUAUGAAUUUGAUAAGUGGGCUCCUUCUGUGGUUAAAGUCUCAUACAAGGCAAGUAUUGUGGUUCAGAUUUUCAUUUCAAAUUUGUCAAGAUGGAAUGAUGAGUCAGUUAUGAUUCCCCAGCAUCCUCUGACUGAAAGCAAAUUGUUGCAUUUCCCUGUACAUUCAGAAACAACUGUGGCAUAAUAUUGGGGGCGGGGUCACCUUCCUGUUUCUUAAACUACUCUUGCCCAUCAGUGUAACAGGACUGCUACAGAAAAGCUUCUUCUAAAGUUAAAGAGAGAAAAUGCUUAUUUUUUUCUUCUUAUUUUCCAACGUCCAGCAUAUUUGUUUGUGACCCAAAGUUGUCAGCCCUCCCCCCAAGCCUCUUGCUUUUCAACUUCUUUCCUGCAAAUAACACACAGCUUCCCCCCAUAAUCCCUCAGACCUGUGUGUGAAAAGGAAAUUUCUGUUUCCUUAAGUGGUAUGCAUCUUCAUCAGCCUUUCUCCAUUAACCCUUCUUUCUCAGACAUCUCCCUGUACCUUCUGCCUUUUUCUUCAGUGCUCCUUUUUAAUUUACCUUUCCUGUUUCUGCUUAUUUGUGCAUUGUCUGCUUUUCUUGUAAUUCCUUCCAGCCUAUAAGCUCUACAUUCCUUGUAUCUAAGCUUCCCUCAGCCAGCCCCACAAAACCCCUGUCUUUUGUUUGCCUUCCUUUGCUAAAUCUUGACUGCAGACAACUUUGUUAGAAAGUUCAUGUUCUAGCUCAGCCAGACAGAGUCAGGGGUUUCGCAGCCGCAAGUGCAACACAAAUGUCAAUUAUUUCUCUGAAUUCUGUGCUUAGUUUUUCUUAAUUCUUUUUGUUAGGGCUCUCCGGCUGCAAGACGGGCAUUUGUACCUCAGCUUCGAAGUGGGAAGUUUAAUGUUUUGCUCACUACAUAUGAAUAUAUCAUCAAAGAUAAGCACAUUCUUGCAAAGGUGAGGCUUUCCUGUUUGAAAGCAGGAUUUGCUGGUGUGUUGAUUUUCCAUUAGUUCUAGAAAUGAAUCAUUGUGGUAUCCUAAAGGUAUAGACAAUAUUAAACAGCUUUUCUUGCAAAACCAACGUUAAGUAAAAUACAUUAUUGGUAUUAGAAUAACAGAUAAAUGAAGCAUUUACAACAUCCCCCCACCAUGCAUAACAUUUUCCUGAUUACUGAAAAAUGGAGGACCCUUGCUUAUUUUGUCCUUUUAAACCAGGGACAGGGAACCUAUGGCUCUCCAGAUGUUCCUUCCUUGACCACCAUCAAUGCUGGCUUGGGCUUAUGGGAACAUCUGGCAAGCCACAGGUUUCCCCACCCCUGAAUUAAACUGUGGUGUCUUCUCUCCCAGUCACUUGAUCUUCAAGAUGGAUCAUGUCAGUUAUGUCUUCUGAAGCAAUUCAAAGUGGCAGGCCCCUUUCCUCUCUGAUUAAGAGCAGAUACCCAUCUCACCCAUAAUGAAAGGGAGAAAGAAAGAGUGUAGUGUACGUGUGAAUAUGUUGGUUUUUUUAAAAAGAAGAGUAAUUCAGCUAAUGCAAAUGGCACUUGUUGCAUAUGGUACUGUGGUUGAAUAUGAUAUGCAAUCUCUUGCUUCUCAGUUCUCAUUUGGGUGAGAUACUUUUGCUGCAGUAACACCUGUACAAUAUUAUUUGCUCAUUGGUUGCGGUUUGUCUUGGUUGCAUGAAUAACACUGCAUGUGCUCUGUUGUGUUAUGUCCUUAUUAAAUUUUCAAUAAAAAGCAAUAUUGAAAGAACAAAAAUAAAUAACGGCUUAUGUCAGCCCACAUGUCAGCUGCCUCGUAUGGCUCAUUAACUUCAACUGCAAUCAUCGAACCCUUUGCCAUAGAGCAACAGCAGUGUCCUGGGAGAUGUUGCCAAGAUGGGGUAUUAAUAAGUGCCAAUUCACAACUUUCUCAUCAUGAUUACAUUUGAGUAAUUGCUCACAAGAGCCAUAGCACUAGUUUAGCCUAUGUGGGAUGCUUCAGAAGUCCCAUUUCUCUGGAGCAUUUGAGGAUGGUGAGAAUUUCCCCGUCUUCAAUAUUUCCAUUAUAUUGAUUCUACCUGUUAUAUUGCUUCUACAAAUUAGUGGCAUAGUGAAUAUUCCCCUGCAUUUUUCUUAGGUGCAAAUUAAAACUGAACUAGUUUAACAGAUACCUAGCUACAUCCAAACUAUCACCUUGCUGUGGGGUGAGCUGUACUGUAUUGAAAGCCUAACAAUCAUACCUGAGAAGUAAACUCUUAAGUAAAGUAGAUUUGGUUACUGUCCUGCACCAUCAGAUUCGUUGGAAGUACAUGAUUGUUGACGAAGGUCACCGAAUGAAGAACCACCAUUGCAAGCUCACCCAAGUCCUGAAUACACACUAUGUAGCUCCACGUCGUCUGCUUCUCACAGGGACUCCACUACAAAAUAAGCUGCCUGAACUAUGGGCUCUGCUUAACUUUCUCCUUCCAACUAUCUUCAAGAGCUGCAGCACGUUUGAACAGUGGUUUAAUGCUCCUUUUGCCAUGACUGGAGAAAAGGUAAGUGCAGGAAGAAGUGUCUACCAGUGUUUUUCACCCAGGGUUUUUCACUCCAGGCUCUGGAGUCAUUUCCUGUCAGUCCCAUGAAAUUUUGCAAUCUUCCACCUUCACUUUCCCCUCCUUGCACUCUCCAGUCACCCAUAAAUAUUACCAGUUUUUAUUUAAUUGUUCUUAGGGAGAGGGGUUUGGAUUUUUUUAGGGUGUCACAAUGUGAUACAGAUGUCUUACAAAAAAAAUAAAUACUGUUUUUAACCAAUUUGAUUUAUUAGAGUCUUGUGAUUCUGUGUGACUCCAAAUAGUUUUAUUGCAAUGAUUAGGUCCAUUGGCACAACAUUUCUAACAUUUUGUACAUUCUUUUAGUGAGCUCAAGUGUUAGGCCAUAUUUACUUUCAGAAUUGACUUCGCUGUUGACUGUCUUAGUAUACAUGCAUGCAGCAUGCUGUUCUGAUCAGAUGCAAUGGUGAAUUUCCUUUCAAGGCCUCUCUUCCACUGUGUAUUGUUCAAUAUAGUAAGUACCGAUGGGACUGCAAUUAACCCAUAGUAGAAGGCACUGCUAAAGAAAAACACCUUUCUGGUGUUUGCUUUUAAUAUUUUGCAUUUCAAAAGACAGUGCUCACUCUGAGGUAGAGCUUUAAUACUACGCCAAUUUUGUGUAUGUGUGCAUUUGGCAAAUAGUUUGGGGCAGAAGAUGAAUAGGGAUAGAAGAUCCACAUUUUCCCUGUGAUUACAUUUGGUUUGACUUCUGGGUGGACAUUUUCCUCAUUCCAAGCCCUUUAAGAGAACUGUAGCAUUUCUCCCUCGCUCCUGCCCUCCUCCUCCUGUGGCAGCAUGGAAGUGGAGGAGGGAGAGGGGGGAAAUGCGAAAGUUUAUUUUGGGGGGAAGUGGAUGGGAAAUACACACACACACACACACACACACUCUCACACUCUUAUAGUCCUGUUACAGUCUGUUACUUUGUUUUUCAGUCUAUGCAAGAUGUUUCCUCUAAUUUGCCAUGUUGUAAUCUUGAUGCUCACAGCAUUUUAAGUCAGGGUUACAGAUUGGUAAAUUAGAGCAUCCGUAACCAAUGGUGACUUGGGGCCAAAUUAAGUAGACUUGCCUCUCGGAAGCCAGGUUGCUGUCAAUCAGCAAAGGGGCUGUAGGAUUUGAAACAGAGAAAUGGAUGGCAGGAGGAAUGUACUAAAGCUUCACCCUUCCGUUCCCUGCUGCUUUUCCCUUAAGAGACAGCACUCAUAUCCGUUGCAGCAAAAAGGCUGUCUGGAACCCCCGCUGGGAAAGGGGGCUGUAGGGGAAGCAUCAGGUGCAGGAGGGGUUAAGCACUGUGCCCUCUUUGACCAUUUUACACCUCUUUGGUAGUCUGGCUUUGCUUUCAAAGAUCUUCUUCAACCCUGCUGCAUUUAUCUAUCUAUUGAUAUGUGAGAUUGCGUAAUUGUUACGGCAAUUGUGAUCAUUUUAGGGGAUUAGAGAUGAAUCAGUGAAAUGAAAUUUUUUUGGUUCAUGGUUUUAUUGUUUAUUGUUAACAUUAUACUUAAUAAUGAUAGUAUGGGCUUUUUGUCUGAAAGUGAUCAUACUUUUUUUCUAGUGAUGUUGGGAAAAUAUAUUUAAAUAACGCUUGUUUCCUUGAAUCUGCGUGCAACUAAAAACAGGUGGAUUUAAAUGAAGAAGAAACUAUUCUGAUUAUCCGUCGUUUGCACAAAGUGUUGCGUCCCUUCCUGCUAAGAAGGUUAAAGAAGGAGGUAGAAGCACAGCUGCCUGAAAAGGUAACACUUAAAAAGCAGGCAAUAGUCCAGCUCUUAGUAGAAUCUUUCAUGUCAUGUUGUCCAUAUGCAAGUUCUUCUGGGUGGCAUCAUUCCUAGUUCACUUGUUUUGAAGGGGCUGCUGGAGAUUCUGUUUUAUCAAGGGAAGUCUGUAGAGAGGCUUGGGACAUGGGAGGCGUGAUGGUUCAGUUGUAGAGUGGCAGUUCAGCACCAAACUAAAAUGGUUCUUUGGUACCUGAGAUGGGAAAGACCUAGAGCUGGAAACUUGGAGAGCCACUAGCAGAAUGUACAGUACAAGACUAGACAAACAAAUGGCUUGUCUCAGAAUAAAGCUUGGUAUGUAUCAAUGGACCAUUCACAUAAUUUCAAAGAAGGCUGGGGUACUGCUACUAAAGACAUCUUUCAUUACGUCAGGCUUAAGAUGCUCCUCUGUGUGCUUUUAACUUGUUGCGGCUUUUUUGCUGACUAUUGUCUAGAAUUUAGGAUUGUGAUGCUCCAUCCCCAACACAGAGCCUGGAAUCUGUUGUAAUAUUUAACUUUGAGAGAAUAUUUCUGACUUGCAUUCCGUUUCUAGCUCUUGUGGUUGCAGAGAAAAAUCUGAGCACUGCAGUUUGUGGGAGGAAAGGUGCUUUUGGUGCAGCUGUCUUAAUUCUGUAGGGCUUGAAAAUAAAGAUGGUAAAAAAUAAGUGUGGAACUAACAGUUCUGGCAGUAUUUUGUCCUUCACUCUCAGUGCACACACCGAUCCCAGUUCAUUAUUAUUCCUAUUUAUUACCGGUAAAUUUGUAUACCACCAUCCAAAUAUCACAGGGCAGUUCACAACAUAAAAAUACAAAAUGAAAACAAACUGCAUAAUAAAUCAAAACCAAUAACCCCCUUCCCACAAACACAUAUUAAAAGCUAUAGAAUUUACUUGGUUGGUGUAUUCUGUGAUCUGCAUCCUAGACAUGGGGUGUAGAACUCAGAGGUUGAUAGAAUAAGAGCUUUCUGAUUCAAUUAAUGGUAUUUGAUCUCUCCCAGGGCAUGGUUGGAUCCUACUCCAGUGAGCUGCACUGACUACUACCUCUUCCCUUUCAGAAUGAGAUCACAAACGGGGCAUGUCCUGAGUCUUUUUGAUUCAAUCUUUCCUUAUACCUUUGCUAACAGCUGCUUCCUGGGCAUCUGACCCAGGAGAGAUCCCAUGAGGUCCAGUUGACUAUUAGAUAUCAGAAAGAUCUGCUGUAAUGAGUUUUACAAACAACAACCACCACCAUCCUAAAGUUAAUGACUUAAGGCAAAUUUAUCCAUAGAGGAAUCCCAAACAAAUGUUGUUUGGCAGAAGUUGACCUAACUGCCUUCAUCUCAGCAUCACUGUAACUUAUCACCAUUGUCAGUGUCAUCACAGAUCCCUAUACUGUGUGUAGGGUAGAUGAGAUCCUUUCAUGCAGAUGAGAUCCUCACAUCUGCAUGCAAUGCCAAAUUUUGCCCUCCAGGAGAGCUCUCUUCUGACAGAUCUGCUUUCUACAUCAAUAUCAGCUUCCAGUGCAGUCGGAGGAGUCAUCAGUCAGGAAGUUUGGGGCCCUUUCAUAACUUCUGUAAUUCUUGCUAAACAACUAAGAGAUUCACCACCACCAAUGGUGUUUCCAGCUCAAAGGUCUUCAUAUUUCCAUGUUGGGAUUGUAUAGGGCUUGGCUCUUUCUCACCUUUCUGCAACACAAGCCCUCCUUAUAAAACAGACAUGGCCAUGGAGAACUUAUAUUUUGUUUAUUUGGUCUCAUAGAAUCUUUGGACAUACUUGGUGGGUUAUGACCACAGAGAUUACAAAACCCAACUGUUCAGCCACCACAAUUGCACUACCUGAAAACUGAGUCUCCAAUGCAAACAGAUGCAUGCCUUAACACAACCUGUUAAGAAAUCAAUCUGACUAUAAACACUAUUCUGAAGGGGAAAUGGUGGUACUCAAAUCUGCCCCAGCUCUGUUUGGUUGUCUGCUAUGUCCUAGGAUUUGCCCAUCAGCUCUCUUACUAGCUCUUUUCUGUGAAAGGGUGCUCCAGAAAUACAUUAAUAUUAAUAUAUUUUAAAAAAUCUUUUUUUAUAUACUAGGGGUUGUACCCCUACUUACAUUGCUCGCCAACUCCCUCCCGUUGCACCCAGGCAAACCCCACCCUCCCUUUAUGCCUGUUCAACCUCCCUUUAUACCUCACUCCCCUAAAUCCUUCCUUUACUCUUUAACCCCUCAAAAAUCCCCCUCCUCCCUUUAUACCCCCAAACUCUCCUGCUUCAUGAAGCCCCACUUCGCUGUACAACGUGCCUCCCAAAAUCCUUCCUCCUGCAGCUCAUCCCAAAAAACAACUUCCCCUCACAGCUUGCCAGAACCACCACUCCCUUUACAUGUCGCCAAACCCCCAUCCCUUUUGUCCCUGUCCCUCACUGCUGCUGCUGUGUGAAGCUGUGGGGGGAAGGAGAGAGAGAAAAAAUGCAUUUUGAAAUUCAAGCUUCCUUCUCUCUUUUUACAGGAGAGAAGAAAGCUUCUUAUUUCCCUUUGUUUCCCAGUCUAAUGCUGCAGACCAAUUAGAGAGAAGAAUGUGCAUUUUAAAAUGGGGCAGGAAUGAAGGGAAAAACCUUUCUCUGCUUUGUUCCCCUCCCACCCCCACCAGUAGCAAUGAGGAGCUCAAGAAACAAGCUGGGCCUGCUCCAAACCUUUCCACCCCACCCCCUGCCUCAAGUGUCCCCCAUCCUAAAUUUGUGCACCUGGUUAUUCCUGUCUAAGUGCAGAACCUUUCAUUUGUCCCUGUUAAAAAGCAUUUUGUUGGGUUGGGCCCAGUUUUUCCAUCUGUGAAGGCCAUCUUGCAUCCUGAUUCUGUUUUCUGAAAUAUGAGAUACCCCUCCCAGUUUGUUAUCGUCUGCAGAUUUGAUUAGCAUCCCCUCUAUUCCUCAUCCAAGGACAGAACCCUGUGGCACCCCUCCUGUUACUUUUUUCCAGGAUGACGAGGAACCAUUUGUGGGGACUCUUUGAAAAGCCUUAUACCAAGUCAGAGACCAUUGGUCCAUCUAUCUCAGUACUGUAUACACUGACUAGCACAGGCUCUCCAAGGUUUCAGACAGAGCGACUUUUCCAGCCCUACCUAAAGGUACCAGGGAUUGAUUGAACUUAGAACCUUCUCCCCAACUGCCCCCCAAAUACUGCUACUCAAAGAUUUCUACAAGUCUGAAGACUAUGAAAGCAGUGAAAUCUCCCAAACUCAGGAAGUGCCAGGUUAUUUGGAUCCAUGCUUUGUGAACGCAGUUUCAUGAAUUAAUAUCUCUUCUCUCUGUUCACAACAGGUAGAAUAUGUGAUUAAGUGUGAUAUGUCUGCAUUACAAAGGGUACUUUAUAGACACAUGCAAGCCAAGGGAGUGCUGCUUACGGAUGGAUCAGAGAAGGACAAAAAGGUUUGGACUUUUUCUCUCUUUUCUCAACCUUUUUCUCUAAUGUGCAGUAAGGACGGGCAUCUUAUUGCCAGGUCUAGUCAAUUAGUGUUUUUAUUCUUUUCAUGCAAGGAUUGUUGUGAUGAUAGACAAUGUUUUUUCAGAGGGGAAGGCAGCCAUUUUACUAAAGAAUUUGGGUUUGGGCUCUUGAGGGCCUUCAGAUUAAUGAAGAAACAUCAGGUCUCUUUACACAAGCCACUGAAUGAACAAUAAAUGGUAUCUGACCAUAACACUGUUUUGAAACGUAAUUUUAAAAGUUCUUAUUAGUUCCAAAAUUUGUAGCAAUAUCAGGGUGAGAAGCUAACCUGCAGUGGUGCUCAUUUUUUAAAACGUGAUGUUGCAACAUGGUUGCUUGAAUAAUUUUUGUGAAGAGGUGCACCUUCAUGAAAUUAUGUACUUAGCUUAUCUGGUUGCACUUCUCAAGCAAAAAAGCCAAAACAAAGCACAUAAUUCAUGAAAUAAGGCAAAAGAAGGUCUCUGCCAUGGUUUAUGUACUGUCCAACAUUUGUUCUAUUGUUUAAUCCCUAGAUAGAAAAUGAUAGAUUUAUUAGGAAUCACAGUGAUGAAAUAUGCCAUAAAUAGUUUAACACCCCCCCCCAAAAAAAUAGGUUUUGCACACAUUGGUAUCAAUAAUUGUAGUUCACUUAGGGAGAAAUGUUUGAGUAGUGCUGUCUUAUUUUUCCAGGGCAAAGGUGGUACAAAAACGCUCAUGAACACUAUUAUGCAGCUGAGGAAGAUUUGCAACCAUCCCUACAUGUUUCAGCAUAUAGAGGUAAAGAAGUGUUUUUGGUGUUGACAUUUUCAGCCUGCUCAAUGAGGGCAACUAGCAAUGAAGGGCCAAAAGUAUUGCUGGAAUACUUGUUCUUUAGCAGAAAUGAGGAACUGCAGCCCCCCCCAUGGUGUUGAACUACAACUCCCAUCAGCCCCACCCAAAAUGGCCAAUGGUUUGGGAUGUUGGCUGUAGUCAAACAUCAUCUAGAAGACCACAGGUUCUCCUUCCUGUCCUACAAAGUAGUUUGGGCAUGGGAAGUCUCGUAAACGUUAGAUUGACCCACCAUUUCUAUUCAGUUCUGUCCCGCUCCCCCAACUUCUUCUACCUUCUGGAACCUCCUCAAUGCUGGGUCUUUGCUGUGCAGCUACAUGGAGAAUCUGACAUGCAGUUGCAUGUUUCUUGCUGCUGUGACUUCCUGUGAGAAUAUUAAAUAUAGUUUCGGUAAGAAUGCAGCUCCUUCUCCUUCUUCACACUAAUGUACCCACUACCCUGGUUUACCCCACAAUUUGAAGAUCCAAAAGUUAACUGUUUAGGCUCUUUUUAAGUUCUUAUUCAUGGAGGGAGAGGGUUAUCAAAAGCUGGCCAUGAUGGCUACACUGCCUCCACAGUUGGUGGCAAUAAUGCUUCUGAUUACCAGCUGCUGGAAACCACAGGGGGGACAGAGUGUUUUUGUGCUUGGAUCCUGCUUGCGGGUUUCCCACAGGCAUCUGGUUGGCCACUGUGAGAACAGGAUGCUGGAAUGGAUGGACCAUUGGCCUGGUCCAGUAGGCUCUUAAUGUGGUUGUAUAUAUGCAAUACUUUGACAACAUCAGCCUUUACCAACCUGGUGCCUUUCAUGUGUUUAGGACUGUUAACUCCCAUUGACUGCAGUCAGCAAAGCCAUCGUAGUUCUAGUUCAAAGGAUAUGGAGGGCACCCGAUUGGCAAAGCCUGGACUUAAUGUUGGAAUCUAUAUGGAAAGCUUACAAAUGUGGAAUCCAGUGAUGUUUGUCUCUUGUUCUUCUGUAGAUAUUUAUGCCUCGUUGAAAAAGAUUUCAAACCCAACUGAAGCAUCAAUUUAUUUGUAGGGUGCUUAGAUUUUAAAAUUGUCAUAAUAAUGAUUAUGAUAGCUGAAAAGUUAAUUAUUGUUUACCAUUAUCUCUUUGCACGUUACUAAAGCAUGUGGACCAUUAUCUCUUAGAGGAAACCGUCUCUGGAAUAUCGUUCGGCCUGUUCUGUUCAUGAUUAGACUGGCUUUCUUAUGUUUUGUUGUAGGAAUCCUUUUCUGAGCACUUGGGCUUCACUGGAGGCAUUGUGCAAGGGUAAGUUGGCCACCACAAAGAAUUUUAGGAAGUGCAUGUUUUUCCUGGGUAAUCUCUGAAACCAAAUGCUAAAGAGGAGGAGAUUUUUAUGCCCUUCUUGUGAGCUUCCAGAGACAUUUGACAGGCUGCUUCUGAGUUAUUGUGGGAUCACUCACUGCUUUCUCUUCAGUAAAAGGAUUUUGGUUAGGCUCAAAGUGCCCUCAGAACCCCAAAACCCUCUAUUGUUCAUUGAGUGAGUCCUUUAUUUCUCCAGGAGAAAGACCAGGCCUCUUCUCAUCAUUAGGCACCAACACUUGCCAAGUGUUUUGUUAGCCCGCUUACAGAAGCCCUCACAAUUCUGUUCCUAGUGUUCACGUUCCUCCUUUUAACCGUUAAGUAAAUUUCCCACUUGUCUUGUAGUUCCAUCUUCCGUGUUGGUUUGUGGUUCUGGUAUGUUCUAGAAUCCUUCUGUCUUUAGCUUUCAAGGUUGGUUGCUCUCAGUCACGUAUCAAUCAUGUAUUACCCCCCGGCUGUACUUUGAGGUAUCCUGAGAGCACCUGGGGACCCCACAGCUAGAAGACUAGUUAUGAUUAACAUUUCCCCCUGAAAAACACUAAUGUCGGCCUUUCCCUGAAACCUGAAGCUGUAUAGAAGUAUUAAUUAUGUUCUAGAGCCCUCUUAUUGAAAGGGCUGGUGCCGUGUUGUUUUUUGUUGUGAUUAUUGGCACGGUUUUAAUAGAUUUUAUAUUUGUACAUAAUUUUAAUUCUAUCAAUGUUUAUUUGUUUUUUUCAUUAUUGUCCCCUCCCCCUGUGUUUUUAGCAGUUCUUAUUUUUAUCUGUAAGCCUCCUUGAGUCCCUCAGGAGAAAAGACAGAGUGUAAAUAAAUAAAUAAAUAAAUAAAUGAUUGAUUGAUUGAUUGAGCCACACUGUCAGUUCACACAGUUAAAAAGGAGAUCCAGUAGGGCCAGGCUUUGUGUAAAAUUGCUGUGCUUCCUGAAGAAUUCCCAGUAUCCACUGAACAUACAAGACUUCCACCGCAAACACACAAGCAUUGCUUGGCAGAUAAAUUGAUGUGAAAGCAGGUCCCCAAAGGCAGAAUGUUAAAAGCCGCUAUACCAGAAGAAAACAGUUUCUUUGUUUCUCCUCCUCAUGUUCUGAACCAGGCUUGACCUGUACCGCGCUUCAGGGAAGUUUGAGCUCCUAGAUCGGAUUCUUCCCAAGUUACGAGCUACCAACCACAAGGUGCUGCUUUUUUGUCAGAUGACCUCCCUCAUGACCAUAAUGGAAGAUUAUUUUGCUUACCGUGGCUUCAAAUACCUCAGGCUAGAUGGUGAGUUUUGCAUUAGGGCCUGUAAUGUUGUAGGAAGACCUGGUUUUGGCACGCAAUUAAUUACCUUUCUUCAUGUAGUCUCUGUAUGUCUUUAGUCAGGCUGUGUGUGUGGAGCAUUGUAAGAAAGUGAAACGCACCAACUUCAGUGUGAUCCUGUAUGGCCCAUGGUGUAGCAUGUGGAGCCAUCGCGUAGGAAUUUGAGCUCUUCCCUCCCCCACUGGGCUCACUUCAUGCUAAGCUUAGUGUUCUGGCUGCACCAUUUCCAAUUCUUUCUCUCUGCUACAAACAUUCACAAGUUGAUUUCUCUUUCAAAUUUCAGAAUGGCAACCCGACACUGUCAAGUGGGCUGAUUCCUUUACUUAAGUUACAGUGACCUGCCCUGGUUCUCCCUCCCCUCCAUCCUGCAAGUCGUAGUCUUUCCCAACGACGCCCCUUGCAGGUGGUUCUCUCUUGAAAUGAUGAGUCCUUUUUUUAAUAAUAAUCCCAAAAUACCAUUCGUUUAAACAUUCGGGCUGAUAUGUUCCUCUAUCACAAGAGGAUUUGAGCACAUUCCCUCUGUAUUUAUUCCUCUUUGGUUAUGCCAGUCUUUUAUUAUUUCAGUUUUCAUGUUUCCUCUUUUUUUCCCUUCAACUGGUUCCUUAAUUAGUGGCAAUGACCCUGUUCACACAUUUUUCCCAUUUUAAGGAUGGUUUGUGAGGUAAGAUCAAGAGCAGGUCUUGAACUCAUUCCCCCUCAACACGUGAUGCUUCACUUUGCAUGGGAAUGAGGCCUUUAUGGUGUGUUCCCAAGUGAAUGCCAUAAAGUUUGAAGUACAGUGGUACCUCGGGUUACAGACGCUUCAGGUUACAGACUCCGCUAACCCAGAAAUAGUACCUCAGAACUUUGAACCUCAGAACUUAAGAACUUUGCUUCAGGAUGAAAACAGAAAUCGCGCAGCAGCAGCGCGGUGGCAGUGGGAGACCCCAUUAGCUAAAGUGGUGCUUCAGGUUAAGAACAGUUUCAGGUUAAGAACGGACCUCCGGAACGAAUUAAGUUCUUAACCCGAGGUACCACUGUAUUUACAUUCUGACAGGGGACUGUCCAAUAGCAUCAUGUGCUGCACAUGUGACCCCCAACACUGGUCAAAAAUGGGGGUCUGCUUGUAUUGUGCUAGUAACAGAGAAGGCUAAGUGUAGCCAGAGUUGAUGGCCUACACUGGGCAAAACAGAAGCCUGUUUAUGUCAUCAGCGUAGGCCCUGCAUGGUUGCUACUUCAGCAAACCACAGAGGCCUGGCAGAUCAUGUACCCUACCUCCCAUGUCACCAGCAAUGCUGACCUAGGAACUCGCUACAUGAUCCACCUGCACUGUGUGAUUGUAGGCCAGUAAAUAUUGCUAGUUGAGUCUGGGGGUCCCAACCAUGUAGAAACAGCAGCCGCAACUCUUUUAUAAAUUGGCCUUAAUUAACAUAGCCUGCCUCAAUGGUUUCCUUGGUGAAUGAUAGUGGACAAAAGCAGGAUGGUGCCUUUUUACUGCAGGUACUGGUGUGCAGCUGAGUAUUCAUUUCUAUCUUAUUCCCCUCUUAUCCCCAGUUUGGAGUACAGAAGUAGGAAGAGGCAGGAUUGGGAGAAAGCACCAGUACCAACUUCCCUGUCCUCUCUUUUCCCCUUCCCCCUCUCCACCCCACCCCAAGACAGUAUCUGCUAAUCCAAACCACCUGAUUGUUCUCUGAUUGUAAGUUGUCUUUUGUAAUACCAUUAGGAACUUAAACAGUUAAAUUGAUAUGCAAGCUCUCCAGACAUUUUGGAAUGUGGGUGUAUAUCUCAACUUGGUUGGUUCCCAGUAUAAAAAAUACUUCCCCUCUGUGGACCAGUGCUAUGCUUACCCAGAUUUCUGGGGUUCUUAAAGAUGACAGGCUUUCUACUCAAACCAAAAUUUGUAGCAGUGGGGGGAAAACCACUCUUGUCUCUCUACUUUUAAAGGAACCACUAAAGCGGAAGACCGUGGCAUGCUGCUGAAAACGUUCAAUGAGCCGGGCUCUGAAUAUUUUAUUUUUUUGCUGAGUACCCGAGCAGGAGGCCUGGGGCUAAACCUACAGUCUGCUGACACUGUGAUCAUUUUUGACAGUGAUUGGAAUCCCCACCAGGUAAUAAUAAAAUGUAUUUGUGGGCUUCAGAAAUGAAGUUUUUUGAAACUGAAUACUAGUAUGGGAGUGGGGUGGAGUGAGGUUGGUAAUGAUAAAUUUGUAGUAUGCCUGUCUUAUCUGUUGAGCUGAUACAAAAGAAGCAGAGCUUUUAUGUGUCUUGCUGUACUUUGGUCAACAGUAAAUGCACAUCUAUUUGAUUACAGAAGUUCUGGAUUUUCAACAGAAUCUUGAAUGUUAGCGCUUCUCUAUAGUAAAAACUGAGGCUCCUUUGAAUAUGGGGGGGUGCUUUGUGCCAAACAUGAUGGGAAUCUUGGGAUAGAAAUCUUCCUAUCACCUCCUAAAGCAAUCUGGCCUACACUGAACACACUAUGUCAUGGAUGUCUUUGGGAAGCUCCUCACAUAACUGAUUAACAAUGUUUCUUGUAUUCCAUGCUUCUUCCUAAAGGAAGCCCAGGGCAGCUAACUUAAUGUAAUACAGAAAAAUACAUAAAACCAUUCAGCAUUUAAAAUAUCAGUUAAAAUAUAUUUAAAAUGGCAUGCUAAUACUUUCAGCCCAAAGACCUCACAAUUAUGCCCCAAAGUCCUAGACAAAAGUUUUAACAUUCUGCUUGAAUGUAGCAAAUCUAGCAGACUACCUGAUUUCAGCAUAAACAGACUUCCUUAAACGGGGCACUUUUGCUGAAAACACGCUGUCCCAAAUCACCUUGCCACCCCUGCUGAUGGGACCACAAACAGGACCUCUCUCACCGAUCAUUAGUUUUGGGUCAGAAUCUAUGGGGAAGGCACUCCUUCAGGUACUCAGGUCCCAAGUUACGGCUCUGUAAACCAAGAUUUAUGUAAAAAGUUUCUAUAUUACCCUUUGCCAGAGUUUCCAAGACAUACACACACACAAAUAUAUAAAUAAAAUCAGCUAUUCCGAUAACCCUGGUGAAUGGGCCACAGAAUAGAACACUGGUCUUCAGUGGAAGGGUCAGGACACACUACUGGUUCACAGGCUGACCUAAGGUAAGUCACAGCAGCUUCACUACUACUAUGCAAAUGUAUGGUGGUAAAUUAAGAAGUGGGUUCUGAACAACACUGUUCUCACGUAGGUGCAACUUAAUCCAUUGGAGUAUUGUGGGUUGAAUCUCUCUAAAGUGCUGUGCAUCAAAGCACAUGAAGGUGAUAGCUGAAUUUUAACUACUCUCUGAACAGUGAGAGCUUUCUUCUUCUCUCCCUUUCUUAGGACCUGCAGGCCCAAGACCGAGCACAUCGCAUCGGGCAGCAGAAUGAAGUCCGUGUGCUGCGCCUUUGCACCGUGAACAGCGUGGAAGAGAAGAUCCUUGCUGCAGCCAAGUACAAGCUGAAUGUAGAUCAAAAGGUUAUCCAGGCUGGCAUGUUUGACCAGAAAUCUUCCAGCCAUGAAAGGAGAGCUUUUCUCCAGGCUAUCUUGGAGCAUGAGGAGCAGGAUGAGGUAAGGGAGCAGUGGGGUGGUUUUUUUGCUUUCUCCUCCUCCAGCGUAUGAGUGGUGAAUGCAUUGCCUAGCUUUGUGCUUUGUAUGACGCUGACGCAAGGGACUGUGGGCUGGAAGGAAAUGGCAUGAACCCUUGUCAUGCUAGAAAGUGAAUUUGAGUGUCAAUGAAAGGGGCUGGCUUGACAGCCCUGGAGACUGAAGUCCUCUAUCUAUCCACAGACCAGAUACAGCACGGGCAGCGGCAGUGGCAGCGCAAGCUUUCCCCACACUGCCUCAACCCUGUGCCUCAACUCCGACUUGGAGGAACCACCUUUAAAGGUGAGAGGGGUCAUUCAGUCGCCGCGCCUGUCCAGUCCUUCGCCUCACUGUGUUUUAAGACUGUCAGCAAAGUUGCCAACUCGGGUGGCGAACUUCCCUGUCCACUGAGACUACCCAGCUCGUUUUUACAUGAGUAGCCAAAUCAAAUGUGAAAUAGUAAAAACACAUUCAAUGUACAGUUUUGAGCAGUGAGUUGCCAGAUGGUGCAUCUCCAUACGAGUUAAACGGGGCUCUUUUGAAAUCUUUCAGGAGGAAGAUGAAGUUCCUGAUGAUGAGACAGUUAACCAGAUGAUUGCCCGGCAUGAGGAGGAGUUUGACCUUUUUAUGGUGAGAGUGACUGCCUUGCUUCUUGCAUUUCAAACAGGUCAGCCUUAUCUUCCUGAAUUCAGUCUAGUAUUAAGGUAUACUGGAGGGGUGUUAAGUAGUGUUAACUAAAAACAUCAGUCUGGGUCUAGAAAUCAAGAGUCCUUCCAAUAAAGAGAAGUUUUUUUGGGGGGGGGGAAGAGAGAAAAUACAAGGUUUCUGCAAAUUCUGCCCUUGCAAACCCUUUGAGUUCAUUCAAUUAACUGAUUAUACUUGCUUUAAAAAAUCCCAGUGGCAGUGAAAGCAGGACAAGCACCAUGGGUUCUUGUACAAAAAAACAUAAACGUGAGGAAGUACUUGUGUUCUGGUUGACUAGGGUGGCUAUUAGUCCGAGUCUCACAUUAUGGCAGCAGUAGUGGAGAGAAUGAAUAGAUAGCAGAGAGUGCCAUCUUAUUCUUUGUGAAUAAGCUGUUACCCAGUUCUAAGGCUCAGGGUAGGUGACAUACUGCAGCUGUUGGGUUGGAUCCUAUGCCCUUGGGAUGCUGCUGUCCUUCUGUUUCCUCCAAUAAUCACGAGCCCCUCACUUUAGGGCCUUGAGAAAAAGGCAGAAGGGGGUGGGGAGGAGAAUCCUCCUACCCCUCAGCCUGUGAACACCUAUGUUUACACUAGCUACAGGUUGCUAGAGGAGGGGAGAAGGUGACAGGUGAAGUUCUGGAUUUUCAACAGAAAGGAGGGAAGUGGCAGCUGAAUCUGGCUUCUUUCAAAGAAAAUGAUUGCAUUGUUUCCUUCUGCUCUGAUAUGGUGUCUAGGGACAAGAGUUCUAACAGGUAGAACUCAAUCCAUGCUUUUCCAUAGAAACAUACACUUUUCAGGUGUACACCCCUUUUGGAGCAUACUUGAAAUGGCUUCCUCAUCUUUCAGCAGGCUAUCACGCAUCCAUGCUGACCUCCAAAGCCUGUUAAAUUGAAAAUAAGCCCAAUUAUAAAAUUAUUGAGAUUUAUGUCAAGCAUAUUGCAGCCCAACCUUCAUCCACUAGGCAAAGGGUGGCUAACCUGUGGCACUCCAGGUAUGGCCGUACUCCAGCUCCCAUCAGCCGAAUAAACUUGGGAGUCCUACAACAUUUGGACGUUGUCUCAUGGACAGGGCAUUCCUGGGUUUUAUUUUAAUGAGAGAGGCAAUAUAUAAAUAUUUUAAAUAAACUAACGUUGUUAGGCUCUGUCUUCUUUUGAUGGCAAGUCUCACCCUACUCUAGGGACAUGAUGCCUGCUGGUGUUUCCCCACUAUCUCUCAGCAGAAACAACUAUGAUUGUGGCAUGAAUUAGUGUAAUUUUUAUCCUUUGUUUUCUGUAUAACCCCUAGUCUGCCCAGUAUGUUGCUAACACAGGCUUAGUUUCCCAUUGAUGACCUUCUUCUGCUUGAUGACUCUCUAAGAGCAGCUGCCCUGGGUCCAAGUAGAAUAUAUAACCAGUAUGGCCUUAGAAUAUAUAACUAGUACAGCCAACAUACUCUUUGGAGCCUUCACCUCAGGCUAUUUUCCUUACAGCGCAUGGACUUGGAUCGCAGGCGAGAAGAAGCCCGCAAUCCAAAGAGAAAGCCACGUCUAAUGGAAGAGGAUGAAUUGCCCUCUUGGAUCAUUAAAGAUGAUGCUGAAGUAGAGAGGCUAACCUGCGAGGAAGAGGAAGAAAAGAUGUUUGGGCGAGGUUCUCGGCACCGUAAGGAAGUGGACUAUAGUGACUCGCUGACUGAGAAGCAGUGGCUCAAGGUAUACAUGGUACAGCAUCGUUCUCCAAUGAUUUUCUAAAUUUUUAUUUCUACUUGUGUCUGUGUUGUCUGUCUGUGUGUCAGUAAGUUGAGGAAAAUACCCAGUCUCAGAAGUUUUGAUGGUCAGCUAAGAUUGUGCUAGCAAGCACCGAGUUUGGCAACAAUACUUGUUCGACACGAUUAUCAGAAAUACUAUGAUGUUGUUAAAUUGAUAACCUAAAUGUUGGCAUUUGUAAAGUCUAGGAGCUUUCUUGAAAUACACAUCAACUUCACCUUGCAAAACUUCUGUUGGGUAUUAGGAACUCAGCUGUGUGGAAACCAUGUUGCCAAAUUUAAAUUCAACUGAUCUCCUUGACAGAUUGCAAACAUUUCAGAUGCAGUAGGCCUGCUUGCUAUGCAGCUGAGUGUAUGCUCUUGCCUGUCUGGCCCAGCAAAUAUUUCAUCCUACUUGUUGCUAGGCAGUGAUCCAGAGACUGGGGGCUCUUUGGCCUGCAAGAGGCAGACUUUGGGGCAGCACGGGGAGGGAAUAGGAAGCUGGUCCUAAGCUGCAGUAGCCAUCCCGAAGCACUGUUCCUCCUCCGAGAUUGUGCAAGAGAAAGAAAGUGCAGGUUGGUUAACUUUGUUCUGCUGCCGAUCAAGCUAAGGUGGUUUUUCUUUGUGGAACAUCCCAGGUGCUGAGUUAGGCUCUUAUGAGUUGAAGGAAUCAAGCCCAAGAGUUAAUCAGCAAAGGAGGAAGAGUUGUUCGGCUUUGUUCAGCCUUCCCAAAGGACGAGAAAUUCAGUGUGCAAGUCAGGAGCCAGAGAAUCUUGCUAUGAAAUUCAGUUAUGAGUUCCUCCUUCCAACCUGCUCCCUUAAGGGCAUGUUGGCGAAGCCAGGUUCUCCAGCUGAAUAGUGAGGCCUCCUCCCACAAGUUAUGCUGUCCUGUUUGUCCAAGGCAGGGCCAUGUGACUAAUACGGUGAACCCCCGUUUCAAGGCAUUUCUUACAGCUUCGUAGAGUGAACCAAACAAGGUGUCCUGUCCAGACUAAACACUAGACAAGGAUCUGUCCACUGCGCUCUGAGUCUCGGUUGUUCUUGUUGCCUAAAAUACUUGAAGCUUUGACAUUUCUUACCAUAGACUUCUGCUUGCUACCUGAGGGGAACACCCAGGCCUAUGGACCAACUGCACAGAAAGUGAGUCUGGCCUUAAGAAGAUCCAUAGAGCACAUGACUGAAGUCAUUAAGGUGGUCUCUGCCACAACUUAUCCUGUUAGAGGCAUUCUAGCCUGCCUUAAGGCCCUGAAGGAGGAGUUGUCAGAAAAAUUAAAAAGCUGCAACUUCUCUUGCAAAUAUUCUUGUACCUCAUACAUGCUAUUGUUGCAAGUGCUGACAUUUUUUUGAGAGAACUUAUUCCUCCUUUUCCUGUUUCUGGAAACGUGCAAAGACCAUCCUGGAACUGUUAAGGGGAAACAGUUUUGCCAAAGAAGGUGGCUCAAGAUGCUGUCGCGUCCACUAGCUGGUCUCUGCAGACCUUGACAUGUGUCUGCAUCUUUGUGCUGUUUCAUCUAUCCCUUUGGAGAGGAGCAAUGCUAUAAAAUGUACCAGUGCCUUGCCAUUGGGAAGUUUGGUGCAAGUUAGUUGCAUGUUCUCAUGGGCACAUGCCUGUCUUCCCUGGAACAAAUUCUUUGGGAGAGGGACUGAAAUGUUGAUGUGGCAUGCAUGCCUUGCAUGCGUCAGAUUCAGUCCAUUUCAAGAUCACCAGUGGACCACAAGCUGAGAAAAACAUAUGCUGGAGACACUGGGGAGUAGCUGAUGUUCAGCAGUGUCUCUAGAUGCAGCAUAUUAAUUUCCAAGGGCAGGAGGCCGAAACUCAAAUCGAGAAAAUGCCAUUCCAGCUCUCCAGCUUCUCUGAUGGUAAUGGCAGUGCCAUUAGAGGCUAUCUGCUUAAAAGACUGUGCCUCACAGCAAACCAGAUUUCAGAGAAGUUUAUUUUGCAGAAGAGUCACUGGCAUGGUGACUGUUGGUAUCCCAAUAGUUUCAGAGGAAACACAGGCAUCAUGCAUCAGGAUUCAUGCAGGCAACAACUUCAAACCAGAGAUUGUUCAGGCACUUUCUAGCUUGAGACCAGCAUGGGCCUUUGUCACCAAGUAGAGUAUCCCUUAUUGGGUUUGAAGUGCGUUUGAAACCUUGCUGAGAACAUGAUCAGCACCUUGAUGCUUUGGAGUUGGGCUUUUCUUUGUUGGACUUUACUCUGUUCCGAGUCAUCAUACGCCUUGGCGGGCAAGCAUAAGCCCACCCUCUUUCAUCCCCACCCCCUUCCAGGGCCGAAAAUGGCACAUAUGUCAUUGGUCGCGCAUGCCUUGAACGCAUGCAAAAUGGGAGCUGCCUGUAUUUCAUAUUGGGAGCUCCAGCAUUUAAACCUUCGCAGGUGAAAAAGCUGUGCAUGGCCUUUUACAAUAUACACUGCAUACAUUGAGUUUGAAGGGCUGUGUGCUGUAAAAUAUCUGCUGUUGAAGCUAAAAGUUGAAACGCGUCCUGCAGUUUUCUGUGAAUCAAGUGGACAUCUAAUAGUCAAACUUGGGUUCUUCAGUCUGCAAAACCUUUGCUUCAGCAAUUCUUACAGGGUCAAGCUGCUUUUUACAACCAAACGUGGAGCACUUUGCUGUGGAUAUUGCUGCUUUUAAAGAAAAAGAAAUCACUUUAAACUUGUCUAUAUGAUCAGAUCAAUAUUUGGUGGGCACUGAAGCAAAACUAUUGCCUAUAACUGGUUUGUGUUUUGCUUGUGCAGACCCAGAGUAACCUGGUGGAGCAAGAUAUUUAUUUCUGAGUGCUGUAUGCAUUUUGAUAAGAUCUAUCAGUAUGAAGAGAGACAUUUCUAAGCCUAUCUUUCUACCAAGGGGUAUCCAAACCUUGUUUAUAAAUGUAAUAAUUAGAAAAACAGUGCAUGAACCUCAGGGUUCUGAUGCUCUCAUCUACCUCCAGUGAGCAGACCACUGCCCAGCAACAAAUAAAACAGAAAAUGUUGUCUUAGCUGAAAAUUUUCUGUCUGAUUGUUUAUUGGACAGUAAUCCAUAACCUGCAUGUUUCAGUGGUAGUCUGUUGGUUGUUUGAGUUGUUGCUUGUUGUUUGAGUUGUAGAGUGUGGGGUCUUAGGCUAGGAGUGGAUGGUUGUACAGAGGAAGAGGUGGGUGCUCUCUAAGUCCUUCCCAGAGACUUUUUGCUUCAGCAUCUGCUCCAUAUUGGCUGGUCAGAGAGCGUGCCCUGUCUCUGGACUGCUACCUAUCAAACAAGUAGAAACAAAAAAAGGUAAGACCACUUUUUCUGUGUUACACCAUGUUUGAAGGUAGCAGGGAGGAAAAUAUUCUAUUUUAUUUUUGCUUCUGGCCUAAGUACUUCAAAAGUUAGAUGCUUUAUCAAAAGAUAAUGCAGAUCAUUGCCAAUAAGUCAGUCACUAAAUAUCAGAGUGACCUGCCAAGCAAGGUUAUAUGUUCUUCUCCUUUAUUGCAUAUCACCUUAGCUUUUCCCCUGACAGAUUCAUUGAAUUCAUUUUUAUAUUUUAAAAAUUGCAGAAGCGUAGCCAUAUUAGUUCUAAACAGCAAACACACUACCAUGUUUUGCAUUAUGAAUGCCAGGGAUAUCUGAGCUUUCAUCGAGUAAACCAGUUAGUCUCUAAGGGCAACAUCUUUUCUAGAAGAUGUCACAUAGCAAGCACUGGCUGGCUAAAGCAGUGCAAACAAACUGGCAGGUAAUCCUUGCCAGCUUUAUUAAUCCAUUGUAUGUGAUGAUGCUUCAUAUGGAUGGUCCACACAUUUGGUUUCUGGUCCUGAGAAGAAAUGUGAGGGCAAAGCCAUUCACCAGAUAAGUCUCUGUCAGACAGAACCAUGUGGCACUUACUCAACUGCCUCUUUUUACAAAGCAGAUAUUAUUCCUAGCUGGGCCGUCUUCGUGGGCAUGCUUGUCUUCUGCUUCCUUACCCACGAGCUGGAUUCUCCAGGGCAGCAUCUUCCUGCCUUCUGAUAGGAAAGGCAGCAUGUUUGGGAUCUCUCUGUAGCCCCUCUUUUCAAGCCUGGCUUGAGCUGUGCCCACUAGCAAGUAGCUGAGGCAUAACCACCAGGAACUACACUGGUCCUAAUAGGCAGCCCAGCCUUCAGCUGUAAUGCUUUCAUAUUGAAGUUGAAGAUCACAUCUUUUUACCACACAUAAUGAGGGAAACAGGAGACUGAUCUCAUCUUGGCAGUUCCUUGGCACUUAAAGGAAUUGUGGCAGUAUCUGGAGACAACGAGCUUAGUUUUUUAGGUGGAGCAUUUCUUGUAAUCGCAUUUUUUGAACAUCCCACCCUAUCCAAAAGAGCAAGCAGAAGCAAGAAUGUGGAAUGAGUGUACCCCACAGCUGGACAGUGGAUCAUUGGCCAGAGGAUCUGGAAAGGGAUUAACAAUGCUUUAUUUCCUAGGAAAGAUUUUAAAACCUGCUAUAGCUUAGGGCAGUGAGUGGCAAACACAUUAGCCAUACCAGUGAGAGGGAAAUUGCUCAUACGUGCCUUCAAGUGUGAGGCAAGCUGGUUUUUUGUUUUUUAUGUUUUACAUGGACUCCAUUUCAGUUCUGGAUCAAGAAAAAGGAAUGCCUUUAGCUCCCAGAUACGUUUCCAUUGGACUCCACGUUUAAUGUUUCAUACUUGUGCCAUUUAAAAGUGAAUUCUGCCUUCCACUAGAGCCCAAUCGGAAUCUUUGCAGGAAUCUAGCAAGGUCUUCAGCCCAUACUAUGUGUUUUGGUGUUCUCUUUUGAAGAGGCACAGCAGUGUCUCCCAGCUAAUGUUCUGGACAUCCCUUCCUGGUAUGUCCUAAUUGAUCACAAAGCAGAGGCCCCAACAAAAACAUAGAAACUACAUGUAUUCAUAGUUCCUUGAGUGAUUUCACCCCACCCUCCUUCCUCUGGAGGUGUCUUGCUCUGAGUGAGACAGUAAGACCUUCAGACUUUGGAAGGGGAUGAAUAGAAAGCAGCAUUUCUGGUGCCCCUUUUGUUUUGACACCAGUUCUGAGAGAGAUGUGGGCACUCUUCUCCCGUGCAAAUGAGCUUUCCGUGGUGUUUCAUGUGUUGGCCAGUGCUGAGGUAUAGUACCUAGUGUGUGACUAAAGAAGACCGUUCCAAGAAGGCGAGUAAUCUCCAUAUUUGGGGGGAAAGUGAGGUUGAGGUGGGGAAUUUGAAAAUGGCAGAUACAGUGGGUGGUACCCCCCAAAGGCCCAGUUUCUAUAGAAGAAGAGUCAGGGCAAUUUCUUAGGCUCCAGUCUUUUUCUUUACAGUCAUUCAAGAGCCGCCUGCCUCUAUUGCACUUGUUCUCUCUCUGUUCACCAAAUUGACCAGAGUCAAUAUGACACAUGCAGACUCCAGGUCUCAGUUCCUCAGCAGCUGACAAUAGCAUCUACAGCACGUAUUCCACAACUUACUAUUCACCAUAAUUGAAAAGGCAGGUAUUGAGUGUGUGGAAAGGCUUGGAACCAAAAUGGGUGGAAGCCAGGGUGUCAGUGCCAUUUAAACAAAUGGCAACUAGAACCUUGUUGGCAGGCCAUUCUCCUCUUAAAAGUCCUCUACCAGUUUUCAGGUGUUAUGGAUAGUGCCUGAAUUGCAACCUUGAGGUUAAUUUGCUUUGGAUGAGAGCCUCUAGCCAUGUAUGACUAAAGAAAAAGGAAAGAUGGGCCAUUUUUACUUCUGAGUUUUCCUACUUCUGUUAUACAUGGCCUGCAGUUUGCUGGCCUCUAUUCCUCUCCUGUGCAAUCUGAAGCAUUAAUGUGUCUUGUUAACUGGUGGUUAGUAGCCGCGGGUCUCUUUGCAGCUUCGGAAGAAUUUGCAACUGAGCUGGCAGGAAGGGGCAUCCCCACACCCUCCUCUGCACUGUCACAACAGAUUCCUCUGCAGAGUCCCAGCCUGCCGGCCCUGUUUAACAUGAGAAGAAAAGCUCAUAGGUAAGAGAACCAUCUUUCCUUUCCCACCGCUACAGAGUUGCAGCCUUCCAUUAUCCUUUACUGGUUAACCCGGGAAAUAAGUGUCUUUUGGGAAGCGGCCCAUGCAGACAUCCCAUUCCUCACUGUGCUAGAUUGCUUGGAUGUUUGUGUGAAUGUCUGUGUUUGAUCAUUUCACGGUGUGUCGUCUUCAUGCUUGCUGUUCAUUUUACCUGGCUGACUGAGCUGCUCCUGUCCGCAGGCCAUAGAGGAGGGAACGCUGGAGGAGAUAGAAGAGGAGGUGCGCCAGAAGAAAUCUUCCCGCAAGCGCAAGAGGGACGUGGACGUCAGCUCAUCCACGCCAACCACCAGCACUCGCAGCCGGGAUAAAGACGAUGACAGCAAGAAGCAGAAGAAGCGUGGGAGGCCCCCGGCCGAGAAGCUUUCACCAAAUCCACCCAACCUCACCAAGAAAAUGAAGAAGAUAGUUGACGCUGUGAUUAAAUAUAAGGACAGGUAACAGAAGAGCGGGAUGUUUGUUUGUUUGUUUGUUUCUAAGAAGGCAUAGGACAUUCUUCAGUAUUUCUGCUCUCUGGGUAAAAGUUCACUUUCCUAAAUCUCUCCUGGAUAGACUUCCUGCUGCUGCAUUUGGCUUCAAUUCAAGGAAAGAUAUCACGAGUUAAAAGGACACUGUGAAUUAGGCACAUGUCAUUUACAUAAUUUGCAUUUUAUUUUCACCAUCAUGGAGAAUCCAGACUGAAGUUGAUGGAUAGACAUGUUGUUCUUCUGGAUGAAGGCAGUGGGUUGAUUCAGAUAUUGAAAGACGCAAAUGUGGGUUAAUUUGUAGCCGUGCAUAUACAUCAGUAUUAAAAUCAGGAACUAACAAGUAAUCUCAGUAUUACCACUUUUAUCAGUUGCCAUCAUUUCUGACGUUUGUGGUUGAGUGCCAUUGUUUUUGUAUCCAAAAUGGCACCAACCACAAACAAAAUGGGAAGAUACCAGCAUGCUCAGAACUGCAGAAGUACAGAGAACCUUACAGGCGUUAAAAAGGCCAAGCAGACGAAAAACAAAAAAAUCCCACCAGUGAUGAUUGUGCGUGCUGAAGUGGGCAGAGAAUGCUGAUUGCUUGGGGACAGGGAAUGCAAUGGAGUAUCCUGGAAGAAGGCCUGGCUGAUUGGCUGGAACAAUGUUCAUGAGCAUUAGAAACUGCAACGUUUUGUCAUAGGUUCCACUUGUCUACCUUGAUCCUCUUAAAUACACUUGAGCUGGCUAGAUCAAUUACUGAGCGAUUUGAAGGGUGCUGGUGAUCCAGGGGGCCAGGCAAUGAGCUAUCCUUGCAUCAGAUUAUUUUUGCUUAAGUGGAGAGGGAAAUAUUAAGCCUCCAACCUUGGCUCAUAUUGAUCAUGCAACAGGAUGCUCAUUUCCUUCUGGUCUCUUGUGAUCCAUCCUGACAACUUUUAUUCAGGACCUCGAGCCUGAACCACCGACCCUGAUUUUUCCGUAUUUGAAAAGGCUAAACAGAGUUGGUACUUAUCCAGUGAUUGCUGGUGUUCACAUUCCUAAGUCAACAAAGUGAUUAACGUGAGGAUGUGACAUAUUGUGCAAGCCACUGAUGGGUUGCUUUAUACGGAACACUUCACUAUUUGUAAGAAAAGUCAUCUUUGUAUUUUGCUGUUGGUACUUCAUGGCUAUUGAAGACCCGUGGAGACUGUGAGCAGGCCUAUUCAGAGGGAAGCAGACCUCUUUUUAAUCGUCUUCCUUUUUCUUGUCUUGUAGCAGCAGUGGACGCCAGCUUAGUGAAGUCUUCAUCCAACUUCCUUCUCGCAAGGAGCUUCCAGAGUACUAUGAACUCAUCCGCAAACCAGUGGACUUCAAGAAAAUAAAGGUAAUUAUUCUUGCCUCAUUGUAGCAGCACAACAUUCACCUUUAUGUUCUCAUAUUUCCAAAAUUCUAAUACUACCAACCAUGUAAGGUAGUUGGAAAAUGUUCCUGCUGGCCAUCCUGAUUAGGGCAUGGGAUCCAUCAUUUUAUAUCAGUAGUAGAAUUUGUUGUUCACACAAGAUGAUAGUGGACUCCAGGAAAGAAGCCCACCUUGUGGAACGCCAUCCCAUCAGAUGUCAAGGAAAUAAACUAUCUGACUUGUAGAAGACAUCUGAAGACACCUGUUUAGGGAAGUUUUGAGUGUUUGAUGUUUUAUCGUGUUUUUAAUAUUCUGUUGGGAGCAGCCCAGGGUGGCUGGGGAAACCCAGCCAGAUGGGUGGGGUAUAAAUAAAUAAAUGAUGAUGAUGAUGAUGAUGGCAAACAGCACCUGAUCCCAUCACUGCAGGGCUAUUCUAAGGAUUUGUCAUGGCCUGUUGAAGCUGAGUUUCCAUGCUGUAGUUGCCAACUGUGGAAAAGCAAUGCCAUCUCUAAUCGAUCACAGGAAUAGCUCACUUUUUCUCUCUUGGUUUUGAAAGUCCAUUUUACAAAGUGUUGAAGUGCUGUACUUAAUGCCAUUCACCACAACAAAGGCAAAUGAACAGGAAUUGGCCAAUGCAACACAGUUGUGACAGAUGUGUAGCAACAUCCACAGUGGGGAGACCCAGUAUUUUUCUGCAUUAUUUGUAGGAACACUUUUUGAAUAAUAUUUAUUGAGAAUUUUAAGAUUACAAAGAAACAAAGAAAAAAAAGAAGGAAAAAACAAGUAACAUUUAAACAAUACGAAUCAAUAAAAAAACAAGGUCAAAAAGAGAAAAAAACAAAACACAUAAUACAUCAAAAUCAAAAAGCUAAAAUAGACAAAAAAUUUAAAAACAAAUCCAAUAUUCCCAAAUCGUUAACUGUCAUUACCUUGUUUCAUCGACCUCCUCACACCUCCCUUUUUUGUAUUCUAGUUGUUAAUUAUCUCAGCAAAUGCUUUCCAUCUUUCAUAAUAUUCUGUCAUUAAAUUACCUUAAUCUAUUUUAACCUUAUCUUGCCAUAAAAGGCCCUAAAACUUAAAACUUAAGUCUUAUUUAUACCAAAUUCUCUUAACCAUGACAUAUUCUUACAUAAUUCUUUUUAACAUUUCUGCUAAAGCCAAAUAAUUUCAUUCCAACAUUUUUCUAAUACUCUUUACUUUUACAAGAUUUUCCUAAAUAAAUUGUUUAAAACUUUCUUCCAAUCUUCAUCCAACGUCUCUUUCUCCUGGUCUCAGGUUUUGUCAGUCCUUUCUAUCCCAUCCAUCUAGUCCAUCAACCUGGUAACCUUAUAUCCGAGGCCCUUGGACCUCUUCCAUGUCCCAUCCGCAGAUCUUCUUCAUAUUUGUACCUGUGCUUUACUUUGUCUUCUGCUCCUUUCACUUGGGGAGACUCCAGCUUGACAAUGUUUUUGUCCCUUCUCGACAGAUCAGCCCCUUUUCCAAAGUCAACGCUGAACUCCAUGUGGUAUUUAAAAGCAUGUUUCAAAGUCCCUCCAAAGUUUUUUGGUAGGCUUGUAAGAACAGUGCACACAGCUCUUGCAGUUUCAGCAGCAGUGCAUUGAUCCAGUUUUGCUCUACAUCUUGUGUUGAUCUGUUAGGUUGGAUGCUGUAGACCUUAUUUUAACACAUUAGUUUUUCAUUGCAUUUUAAUAUCCUUGAAAGCAACCUCAAUAAUGUGCGGUUACCUGAAGUGUGAUCCAGCUCUGCUGGCUUAUUAAAUUGAUCUCCAAGUGGUGUUAUGUGUCUGUCAAAUUGGGUCAGUCUUUAAUGUGUUACAAGACACUUUUGCUGCAACAGACUGUUGCCCUUCUGGAAUAUGUGGCAUAGUGGUUAAGAGUUGUGAACCAUUAGAAACCCUGGUUGAAGUGUCACACCUAUCAUGAACUUGUUAGGUUUCCUUAUCAGACAAUGUAAAUAGUAAAGGUGCCACCCAAUUGUGUACAUCCACAAUUGUAUCUACAAUUGUGUCCCUCUUUUAAGCUGUUAAAAGUUAAAGGGUCCCCUGACCAUUUGGUCCAGUCGUGACCGACUCUGGGGUUGCGGCGCUCAUCUCACUUUAUUGGCCGAGGGAGCCGACAUACAGCUUCCGGGUCAUGUGGCCAGCAUGACUAAGCCGCUUCUGGUGAACCAGAGCAGCGCACAGAAACGCCGUUUACCUUCCCGCCGGAGUGGUACCGAUUUCUCUACUUGCACUUUGAUGUGCUUUCGAACUGCUAGGUGGGCAGGAGCAGGGACUGAGCACAAGAGCUCACCCCGUUGCGGGGAUUCGAACCGCCGACCUUCUGAUCGGCAAGUCCUAGGCUCUGUGGUUUAACCCACAGUGCCACCCGCGUCCCUUCUUUUAAGCUGUUAUUGUGCCACAAAUAACCAGCAUGGGAAAAUAUGGGUCAGCAGGCUAGUAACUUUUAUAGACUUCACUGAAGGACUGCCUCUUUCUAUGGUGGAAUAUAAAAAACGCUGUGAAAAUGCUUUUUUAAAAGAACAUUUUAAAAAAUACAUUGAAUUGAGUGUCGCAUUUGUAUAUUACACUUUACAACAUAUUUAAAACGUUUUACUUGCAGCUGAAUCCUAGGAAGAGCAAUUGAGCCCUAGCCUGGGCAAGGCUGAGUAGGAUGUGUUUAGUUUCUUUCUGCUUUGCCACCCCCUUUUUAUCUUAAUACAACAUACUAAUAUAGAUGGUUUUACAUGGUUUAAUGCAGUGGGCAGUUGUUGCUUUUACUCCCAUUACGUUUAAAUACUGAUGACUUCUGUGCAGACAUGACCUGGAACCUGUCCCUUUUCUUCCCUUUCCUUUUCAGGAGCGCAUCCGGAACCACAAGUACCGCAGCCUCAAUGAUCUGGAGAAGGAUGUUAUGCUCCUGUGUCAGAACGCACAGACUUUCAACCUUGAAGGCUCUCUGGUAAGGCAGUUGCCGCUGUCGUAUGAAUGGCAUGUAUGUCCCUGUCCAUGCAAAGAAAGGUUCACUGCAUCUCUCUCUCUUGAGUCCCUCAAAGUGCGCAUUGAACUAGACCUCUUGUUCUGGAACUGGAAUUGUCAAAACCCGAUUGCCGGCUGCUUAUCCCUAGAACAAGUAGCUGCUGUUGUGUCAUCCCAGUUAUCACAGGGGUUGUAAUUUUUUUUAUGGAACUGUGGUAUGGUGGCUGUGUAUGAAGCAAGUUCUGAGGUUGCAUAGAAUUGUUAUUUGCUGCGUCAUGAGGUUUUCUGAGACUUCAGUGGUGUGUAUAAUAUGAAGUGCCUUGAACACUCAGAAGCACUUUCAGCAUGAGCCCUGAAAAGAUUUCUCUUUGAGCAAAAGCAUUGUGGCAGUGUAGCAUGAUAGUAAACAUGUGAACUAGUUUUGUGGAGCUAGGAUUUUACCCUAAAAUGUGAUUUGCAUGUUCCUUGCAGAUUUAUGAAGACUCGAUUGUGCUGCAGUCUGUCUUCACCAGUGUGAGGCAGAAAAUUGAAAAAGAGGAAGACAGUGAAGGCGAAGAGAGCGAAGAAGAGGAAGAAGGAGAAGAGGAAGGAUCUGAAUCUGAAUGUGCGUACUUGCUUGCUUGCUAAGGUUUCUUUUGUAAAAAGUAUGUGUAUGCAGUUUAGUAAAAGAAAAUGCCUGAAAGGAGGAACCAGAAAGUCAGCAAACUGGUAUUGGAUUGAGCCACGGUCUCAUGUUCUAUGUACACUCAGAGCAGCAUAUAGGGGAAACCCUUGUGCUGCCACUGUUUUCUCUAUACUUGGAGACUUCUUGAUUUUCCUGGAGGAAAAAAACCCAUAUGGGUUUUCAGUGUGCAGAUGCAGAGCCUUACUGUCAUUGCUCAGAACCAGGUGGAGGUGAAAGUAUUGCUUCUUGAUUAAAAAAGACAAUGAAGUACAGGUGGCAUAAAGGGAGUUAGGCUAUAUAACGAUGAAGCCUUGUCAUGAAUGGUAUUGCAUUUCCAUUCCUGUGUUCUUUGCUCAUGAAGAGAUGGGAGCACACAGAGAUGGGGACAGAGAGAAGAGCAUGAAGGCUGAUCCUAUCCUGUUGUGGCCUUGCCAAUCUUACCUUUUUCUCUUUCCCCUCAGCUCGUUCUGUCAAAGUGAAGAUUAAACUGGGCAGGAAGGAGAAAGCACAAGACCGGAUGAAAGGACGCAGGCGCACCAGCCGUGGGUCACGGGCCAAACCUGUAGUUAGUGAUGAUGAUAGCGAGGAAGAGCAAGAAGAGGUAACUGCAGGAUGUCAUUCCCCUCACACUGUUGCCAGUGGUUCUCAAAGGAGUCUUCAAGGAUGGAUUUGUGCAAUUCCAGUGAAGGGAAAGGGGCAAAGAAAGGAAGACAGACAAGUCCUUUUACAGUUUAGGCAAGCACAGAAGUGGGUCCUACUGCUCAUGAUCCAGCCUCUUGGGUAUGGAGUAGUGGACAAAAUGCUGAGUUAGAGCCAGGGGCCACUACUCAUCCAUGAAAUUUCCUGGAUGACUUUAGGCCAGUAUAUCAGUCUAAUCUAUCUCUGGCUGCUGUGAGGAUAAAGGGGGAGGGCGCCCUGCGUAAAAAAAAUAAUUGCCUAAAAAAGAGUGACAUAUAUUAUUUUUCUUUCUCCGUCAGGAUCGCUCAGGAAGUGGCACCGAAGAUGAUUAA